Messenger RNA from Podarcis lilfordi (Lilford's wall lizard), 67099 nucleotides. The record is from the annotation of a GenBank genome assembly. Lineage: Eukaryota; Metazoa; Chordata; Lepidosauria; Squamata; Lacertidae.
AGGAGAGAGAAGGGGCGUCACCAUCUGUUCUUAAUUCCCUGGCCAUUGGAUUAGUAGCCUUCGGUGAUGAGAUCAGCAGGAUCAGCUUUCAGGAUGGGGCACCGGCCUGGCUUCAGCGGCAGGCUCUUCCCAUCUGGGCUGUCUGUGUCAUGAAGGAGGGAGGAGGAGAGGGAGGAGGAGGAGGAGGGGGCAGAGGAGAAAGCGGAGGCACAAAAGCGACGGCAGCCUUUGAAGGAGCAGCCGCGAGGCGGGCGGGCGGGCCGGAGAAGCACCAGGACCGGCUCGCUCCCAGGCCACUCUUCCUUCUGGGGAAGAGUUUCCAGCGGGGAGUUUCCUGUCUGCGCCUCUGUCGUCUCCGGCGGGUGCGUGGAGCGCGGGAAGCGGGGCCUUGGCGCGAGUCGCCUCCAACUUCUCUCCAAAGUCUCCGCAGCCCCCCCCCCCGCUUUUUAGGGGGUGGUGCGCGGAAUAUUAACCUGCCUGGAUCCGUCUGGUGCCUCCGCCACUUUUCAGGGAAAUGCUCUCGGAAAGUCCCAAGAAGAUCUCGUGCUGUUGUUGUCUGUUGCCUUCCUAGAGGCUCGCGCGCUCUCCUCUCCUCUCCACCAGCAUUCCUGGAUUUUGUCUCGAACAUCCGAAAAGACAAGAGAGAGAGAGGGAAAAGUAAUAACCCGGGAUCCAGCCAGAGAUGCUUUUCUGGUCCCUUGGAGGUAAGUUUUCGGAAGAGGGGCCGCUCCCCGAGGCUGCUUUACGCACAGCCAGACUCCAAAAUAGCCACGGCUCUGUUCAGCUCCAGUUAGUUACAAGGGGUGAUGCUGGAACAAGAAAAGGCUCGUUUUUGAGACUCGGGAGCGAAAGGCUAAGGGAGCAGUUCAGAACUUUUCCAGCCCUUGCUUUGGCGUAUGUGAUCAUAGCCAACGCUGGCCAUGCUCAAGAGUAAACUCAUUGAAAUCAAUGGAUUUAAACGUGCCCAUUGAUUUCAGUGGAUCUGCUUUGCGAAUGACUAGCGUAGGCUAUUUUUUCCCAUUAAAAAAAUCUUUGGUCUGUCCAGUCUUGUAGCAGCGAGCUAAGCAAACGGUUUUUCGGAUAAAUAAGCGCCUUAUUGUCCCUGGCCAAGUGGUUUGUGACAGGCAGUCGCUGAAGGUUUUGUUAGCAACUUCUCAAACGAGCGAUUGUGAAAGAGUCCUGAGCGAGAUCUGUGCAGUUGUCCUUAGCAAAAGUGAGGCAGGAGUUUUUCUCUCACGAAUCAAAGCUAAGCUUGCUCUUUUUUUCUGGCGGGAGCGGGGUGGGGAGGGGAAGGGUGACUUUUUAGAUUUGUAGGAACUGGAGGGUUCUGAAAGGCAUCAGUUCUGCUCAUGCCUUUCCCAGAGAUGUUCUGCAGAAUUGCUGAAAUUCCAUUCAGAACGCCUCACAUCUCAUGCUAUAUUGUGUGAGGUUUCACAUAAGACCCCUAUUGAAUUUCUCAGACACCAAAUCUCAUUCAUUCUAGAAAAAGGAAGAGGGUGGUGGUGGUGGUGGGGAAACAGAAUAAUAUUCUGAUUUUAGUACCUGUACCUUUAGGAUAGCAAAUAAUUUUUUUGUGGGGGGCUGUGAGAGAGAGAGAAAUAUCCCACCUGAAAAGUUCUUUGUCCACAGAUGAGCAACUGUUUUAAUCUCCCAUUUGAUUACAAGCUGCAAUCCUUAGCGCCAAUCAGCCUAGGCUCCCCCCUCCCUCCCUUUAAACAGUGCUUGCCUGCCCUCGGUGACAGAAUCCAUUCAUAACGAGAUAACACUGCAUUGUGAAAUGACUUAUCCGGAGAGAAGAGACUGGCUGCUCCCAAAGGACUAUUUUUCAGCCUUGCAACUGUUUUCAUCUUUGUGUGUGUAUGUGUGUGGAGGGGUAAUAGAUCUUCGUAGCUCAGACAGCCUGUAGCUUGUGAUGCAAUUUCGUUUAUUUACUUUUUGCUAAUGGCAGCAGGAAGUUGUGUGAGUAUACACUGAGGGGGAGAGGAUUGCUGCUGGUCAACGUAAUUGUCAUGGCUUUCAUGAGAAAUAGGCUUGUGGGGUUUAAAAUGCAAGAAUGGAAGCCAUUCUUCCAUUUGUGCCUGCCAGUGUCUCGUUGUUUGACCUAGGGCAACCUCUCUUUGCUCAGUUUCACCACUUGCACUUAGGGGAAAAAUAAUACUCCUCCCCUCCUCUCGCAAGAGCACUGAGGCUUAAUUUAUUAAUGCAUGUGAGGCACUCUGACUUUCUCUGACACUGCUGAGGAGGGACAACAGUGGAUGGACUAGGAGCUGUGAAACGAAAAACCACAGCCCUGCAUUAACUGUUUAUGGGAAACAAUGGACUCGGGAGUGGUUGCCUGUGCUCUCCCUGGACAAUUGCUCCCAAUGAAUCUCAUUAUUUAAUAGUUUCUUGCUGCUUGGGAUAAUAAUAGGUCUCCUACAUGAAUCCUGGUGAGAUUGUUUGCAUAGCAAUGUAAAGUUGAAGAUAAUUACAGAACAUCUCUGUUGCUUGGGGCGCAUGCAUAAUUUCCAGAUAAGCAGCAGCCUUAAUAUCUUACAAGUAAGUGGAUACCAAAUUACAUGCAAAAGGGCACAGGUUCUGGAUAAUUGCAGUGUAGAUAAUGGGUAUUUGGGUGGAUGAGGAGGUGAGUAGUUUAGACUUCAGAGGAAAGUAUUAAAAUGCAGGUUUUGGUUUACCUUAAAAGAAAUAUCAUCUUGUAGCAUAAUGCUUACUGAGUGAAAACUGUGUCCUGCUGGUCCAUGGCAUUCCUUAUUAACUCUGCAGACUUCUUGUGGCACAGGGGCAGUGUGAGCUUGGUGUAAUGGAUUUUCCAUGUUCAAGAGCAGGCGACUAUUUCUGUCUCCUUUUCUUCCCUAGAUACUGUUUUGUCCCAUUUUGUGUAGGUCAGUGUCUAACUCCCUUUGUGUCCUGUUUUUGCUGGUGUUUCAUCUGCUGGAUUUGUUAUUCUUUAGAGGAGCAAGAGUUAAUUCUCCUGUUCAUGGCCUGUCUCAAUAUUAAAGCACUUUUACCCCACUUACAUCCCUGACCUGUAAGGUUGCAAUUGACAGCCACAAUAGGUUCACCACCUGUCUAAGCUGAUCUGGGAUUUAUCUUUGAUGUUCAUGGGCAGUGAUGUAGGUUUUCCAGAAACUUCUGAAUUGGGAUUCUUUGCCAGCAGGAAUGUUUGGAAAAUGUUCCCAUGCACAUUAGGGUCAUUUGUACUGGGAAUCUUUCAGAUUGCACUGGAAAAUUUUCUGAUAUCAUAGAGGUUGGGGGAGAGGAAUCUAUGACCCUAGAUGUUGUUGUACUUCAACUCCCAUCAUCCCUAGCUAGGAGGGCUAAUGCUCAGGAAUGUUGGGAGUUGUAGUCCAGCAACAUCUGGAGGGCUAUGCCCUAAAGCAGGCAUGGCCAAACUUCGCCCUCCAGCUGUUUGGGGACUUCAGCUCCCAUCAUCCCUAGUUAACAGGACUAGUGGUCAGGGAUGAUGGGAACUGUAGUCCCAAAACAGCUGGAGGACCGAGUUUGGCCAUGCCUGCCCUAAAGAGUGACCUAAUUUAACAACUUUAUUUUACUUGUCUUUUGUAAACAAACCUAAAAACUUGCAAACUGUUGAGCUUGCCUAAUAAGCUGUUUGCAGUUGGUACCUAUUACCGGUAAUUGUUACUGUCCUUUCUCUUUUGGCUUUGAAAAAGUAGGCGUGCUUGCAUGUUACAUUCAACAAGUGUACAGCCUAUGUACCUGUUUACACAGUUGAACUGAAUGUAUAUUACAUGUACAUAGUCACAUGUAAUAUUCAAUGAAUGUAUAGUCUGUGUACCUGUAUUGUUCACACAAAUGCUUGUGUUUAGAGACAACAUGUACCUGGGAUCAGUGUCAACAUGUGAACACUACAGAGUUGCCACCAGCUAAUUUUGCUGUUCUUCUGACAUUCCUUAUUUGCAAUCUUCGUUCAUGACAGACACAUCACUUUAGCACAACUCCUAAGCUGUACUGUACAUUUCAUUAUGAAAGAUGAUGGUAAGAUCCCCCAGCUUCCACUCAACUUCUGAGGAGAAAAUGCUUUUCAUGUGUUUGAAGUGAGGAGGGAGUAUAGCUGGUGUUGCAUUGGCUUAAGUUGGAAUUCUCUGAUACUGUGGAACUUGCAAAUCCAGGCCUUAGGCCAGCAGAGCAUAGAAUUAGCAGUGGCUGCUGUUCCAUGGGGAUCUAUGGCCUCAUUUUGUAAUCAAGAGGCAAACCUUAUUUCAUUAUGAUUAUUGGACAGGAACAAGGCCGCAAUGUAUUUAAUACAAGGGCUGCAAAAAUGAAGGAUGUCAGUAUACAGCAAGCAAUUCGAUUAUCUGAAUCAGCCUUCCCCAACCUGGUACUUUGCAGAUGCUAGCUGGGGUUGAUGGGUGUUGUUGUCAAAAACACCUAGAGGACUCCAGGUUAGAAGUUGAAGAUGACAUGGCUUAUUGGCAUUUAAAGCAGCUGAGAUGUUGAGUUUGCACAUUCUUCAUGCCAGCUUUGGCUCCUGUGAAUUUAACUUUAAAGGUGCCCUUUUGGAUACAUCUUGGCAGCAGCAUUUGCCAGCUAGGUCUCUCCCCCACUGCUCCCUCUGCCCUGCAGUCCUGGCUUAACCAGUCCAGACAACCGCUUGUCAUCUCUUGUUUCUUGGGCACACAUGCUUUUCUCAUUGUUUGCUGGCAUGGGAUUAUUCCAGCACAAACCAUCUGCUCCAAGGAUGUGUGGCCAAUACUUUGCUUGUUGUCUGCCACCCUCUUUGUGUCUAUGACUUGCAUUUUCAAUUACUCUUAUGUGCCUGCAGAAGUCAAUCACCAUCUGCUUGUCCUUUCAUGAGUCUCUAUUUUCCUCAAAUCUUGAUGUGUGUCCUAACUUCAAUGUUUCGUUUUCCUCUUUGAUGCAACAACUGUGCAUUUUCAGCUUUUGCUAUACUAUUAGUGUAGCGUGGGGGUAGAGUUUAGAGUUCAGCAUGUUCCACUUGUUUUUGCUCCCAUUUUAGUGUUCUCAUUCACCUUCCCCCCCUCCUUCAUUGAAUUUACAUUCAAUCUAUUCUGCCCCUUGCCCUCUGAUCUUCCAUGUUUUAUUGUUUUUAGAAUCAUGCCAUGUUAGGUUACCUUUUAAAGAAGUUUCCCCCUUUUCUGCAUUACCUGGGAAAAAUUCUAACUGAACGCAAUGGGAUUUACUUCUGAGUAGACAUGUAUAGGGUUACACUGAGUAGAAACCACACUGUCCUUUUCCCCUAAGACGUGGUGUGUGUUUGCUGGAAGAAAGACAUUGUACUAAUACUUGUUUAAAAUGUUUGUUGGUAGAGCUGUUGAUGGUAGGGAAGAUUGUCUGAAAGGUUACUAGAAGGGUAGUUUACCAUAAAGACAUUUGAUGUUUUUUUCAAGAAUGUAAGUGUAAGUUAAAAGUCUAGGACAAUAUCUCAUGGUGGGUACAAGCUAGCCAAUAAUUAUCUGGCUGGGCCCAAGGAAUUGUUAAUGCCUUGUGGGAGAAGAUUGUGUCAAAGGCUUUGAAAGAGGUGAUGCCAUGACCCCUUCUGAAGAGGCCCUCCAUGGACCUUGAGAUAUUGGACAGCCUCCACCUUGUAGAUUAUUUUUCUGGGCAAAGUAAUCCAGAGUGUGGUAGCCAGGUAACUGCAGGCACAUCUGGAUAAAGUGAAUUAUCUUGACCCAUUUCAAUCUGACCUCUGGCCCAGUUUCAGCUUUGGUUGCCCUCUGUGAUGACCUUUAUCAGACAGAAAAAAUACUAGCCCUUUGAUUCUCCUCGACCUCUUGGCAGCUUUGAUACCAUGGGCCAUGACAUCUUCCUGAAGUAAUUCGAAGGAUUGAUGGCACAGUGUUAUGGUGCUUCAAUAAAGAGAAUUCCUAGCAGAGAGUAGCACUGAAGGACUCGCCCCAUAGCUUUUGUGCUUAGGGUGCCACAGGAUUCCAUUUAUGAGGAUUUGAAGUGUGAAAGCCAAUGAUACUCAGCUAGCCAUUCCUUCUGACUCAGGAGAAUCUGUAGAUGUGCUGGAUCUAGCCUGGGGUUGUUGACAGGCUAGAUGAGGGUCUGUAAACUAUGACUUCAUCCUGAUAAGACAGAGAGACACUGUAUAAGCAGUUCUCAUUUCUGGAGAUUGGGGAGACAGCCGCCUCUGGGAAAGAGCAGAGUGGGAUAGAGACUUUUACCCAAAGGGGUUUGUGUAUUUUGUUUGUUUGUUAUCAGUGUUUUGUGUCAACAUUAUUUUAGCAACUUCAGAGAAACAGGUUCCUGACUUAGGUACUGGGUUGCUGAUAGUAGUAAGUAGUGAAGCCUGCCAGGCAGAGUUUUCCUUUGCUUAUCUUAAGUAGAUAGCAGAAUGAUAUACAACACAUAAUUCCUUUUUUUUUUUUAAGUGGAGCAAUAAGAGUGGAGAGCAAUAUGAAGGUUGUUUUCCCCAGUAUUGUAAAAGCUGACUUCAGAUGACACAUUGUGCAAAGAGGAUUGUCUGCCAGCUGAACAGACUCUGGAACACUGCUUGGCAGGAAACCAAAGAAUGACACUGCAUUUACAGCAAUCCUCUUUUAUAACCAGUUCAAAUAGGGGCUUCAUUCAGAAUGAGGCACUGGAUUGAAUUCUGGGUACAUCGGGCAAUCAGGAGGCAAGGGCAAUUUAGUGUGUGGCAGGUCACACACUUACUACGAUUUCAAUUCGGAAUACAGAACUCUUUGCUCUUUCUUUACUGUAUUUUCCCAUUCCAUCCCUAUCACAGUUGAAAAGGCAUCUCUUAGUAGAUGAGAGGCAUAAUAUAGCCUUCAACUUUGCAGUUCAGUCUGACAGCAAUCUCUUUGUUGUGGAUUUUUGCAAAGUCUAAAUUGCAGUAUGCUUAGACGGGACACCCAGAGUUAUUUAGUUUUCAAUUUGAUGCUGUUGUGAAUUCAUUCAAAGCAUUAUUUAUCACUAAAAACCUGGCAAUAUCCACUGUCAAGGAGUGGCUAACCUGUAUAGGAUAGCAGCCAAGUGUCUUGGGUGUAAGGUGACAGUGUUUUAUGCCACUGCAAGGUAUCUGGGUGAUGCAGAUGAACUGUGCAAAAGAUUGAAAUAAAUUUAAAAAAUGUCCAGUAGCACCUUGGAGACCAACUAGGUUUGUUCUGGGAAUAAGCUUUCGUGUGCAUGCACACUUCUUCAGAUAGGUAGACCAACACAGCUACCUACCUGAAUGGUAGGAUCACAGAGCUAACAUCCUUAGCUCUGUGAAUGGAGAAGUAGAAAGGACAGUGCUGGUCAUGCAAUGAUUUUGCAAAGUUUUUUUGCAGAUAAAAUCGCUCAGAUUCGGGAAGAAGUAGACUCCACUGUGGGAGCAGGGCCGGGGCGGGAGAGUGCUAGAGUUUUGUCUAGUCAAGUUGUGUGGGAUCAAUUCCAAUCUGUUACCUCCGAGGAUGUGGACAGGCUGCUUGGACGAGUGUAACCAACCACCUGUCUCCUGGAUCCUUGCCCAUCCUGGCUUAUAAAAGCUAGCCGGGAAGGACUGGGUGAUGGGCUUCAUGGGGUGUUGAAUGCUUCCCUCCGUGAGGGAGCCUUCCCAGAUCCGCUGAAAGAGGCGGUUAUUAAACCGCUUCUUAAAAAACCAUCUUUAGAUGCGGCCACAAUGGCCAACUAUUGCCCAGUCUCAAAUCUUCCAUUCUUGGGCAAGGUGAUUGAGCGAGUGGUUGCUGAACAACUCCAGGCACGCCUGGAAGAAGCGGACCAUUUGGAUCCCUUCCAGUCAGGCUUCAGGCCUCAUCAUGGCACUGAAACUGCCUUGGUCGCACUGGUUGAUGAUCUCCGGUGGGCUAGGGACAAAGGUGAGAGCUGUUUCCCAGUUCUCUUGGAUCUCUCAGCGGCGUUUGAUACCAUCGACCAUAACAUCCUUCUGGACCGUCUUGAGGGGCUGGGAGCUGGGGGCACUGUCAUACAGUGGUUCCGCUCCUUCCUCCUGGGCCAUGUUCAGAAAGUGGUGGGGGGGAUGAGUGUUCAGACCCCUGGGCUCUCACUUGUGGGGUGCCUCAGUGUUCUGUCCUCUCCCCCAUGCUUUUCAACAUUUACAUGCAACUGCUGGGAGAGAUCAUCAGGAGGUUUGGGCUGGGUGUUCAUCAGUAUGCGGAUGAUACCCAGCUCUACCUCUCUUUUAAAUCAGAACCAGUGAAGGCGGUGAAGGUCCUGUGUGAGUGUCUGGAGGCGGUUGGAGGAUGGAUGGCGGCUAACAGAUUGAGGUUGAAUCCCAACAAGACAGAAGUACUGUUUUGGGGGGGCAGGUGUGGAGGAUUCCCUGGUCCUGAAUGGGGUAACUGUGCCCCUGAAGGACCAGGUGCGCAGCCUGGGAGUCAUUUUGGACUCACAGCUGUCCAUGGAGGCACAGGUCAAAUCUGUGUUCAGGGCAGCUGUUUACCAGUUCCAUCUGGUACGUAGGCUGAGACCCUAUCUGCCUGUGGACUGUCUCACCAGAGUGGUGCAUGCUCUGGUUAUCUCCCGCUUGGACUACUGCAAUGCGCUCUACAUGGGGCUACCUUUGAAGGUGACCCGGAAACUAGAACAAAUCUGGAAUGUGGCAGCUAGACUGGUGACUGGGAGCAGCUGCCGAGACCAUAUAACACCGGUCUUGAAAGACCUACAUUGGCUCCCAGUACGUUUCCGAGCACAAUUCAAAGUGUUGGUGCUGACCUUUAAAGCCCUAAACGGCCUCGGUCCAGUAUACCUGAAGGAGCGUCUCCACCCCCAUCGUUCUGCCCGGACGCUGAGGUCCAGCGCCGAGGGCCUUCUGGCGGUUCCCUCAUUGCAAGAAGCAAAGCUACAGGGAACCAGGCAGAGGGCCUUCUCGGUAGUGGCGCCCACCCUGUGGAACGCCCUUCUAGCAGAUGUCAAAACAAUGAACAACUACCUGACAUUCAGAAGACAUCUUAAGGCAGUCCUGUUCAGGGAAGUUUUUAACGCGUGAUAUUUUAGUGUAUUUUUGGUUUCUAUGGAAGCCGCCCAGAGUGGCUGGGGAGGCCCGGCCAGAUGAGUGGGGUAUAAAUAAUAAAUUAUUAUUAUUAUUAUUAUUAUUAUUAUUAUUAUUAUUUGCACAAAGCCAGCAUUGCAACUCCAUCUUCAAAAGCAGGCAGCCCUCUAGAUGUUUUGGGACUACAACUCCCCAUCAUCCCUAGCUAAUGGGCCCAGUGGUCAGGGAUGAUGGGAAUUGUAGUCUCAAAACAUCUGGAGGGCCAAGUUUGCCUAUGCCUGUGCAAAAGAGUGCACUGCAAAACCAUGAUUUUUAACUGAAACCACGUCCACACAAUAGACACCUUCUCUUUGUCUCUCUUUGUCUCUCUCACUCUUCAGAAAUACCCUCCUCCCCUUAGAAAACUCCAACAAACAGACUAUCAUGACCCUGAGUAUACACAUCUCUCCUUUGUCAAAGCAUGGAAUAAAGUUCUCAAAACACAAGGGAUGAGAAUACAAAUGGGAAGCACAGAGAGGAUUGGAAAACAAACUGAACCAAGUCCAGUACCAGUGGAAAAUGAUGGUUCAGACACUCAGGAGUAUUGUGGUGCUCAUCUUAAGCCAAUCGUAGGAGAGGGCUGUUGGCUAGAUCUCUUUACAAUCCACUUCAAAGUUGUAGUAAGGCUGCUGACUUGGAACUUCCAGACUAGGACCAGUUCAGAGGGUACUCCCACAAGGCUGCCCGUUAUCUCAGAGCUGAUGUGUUGGAAGCUUAUGUAGGGGGUGACUGGAGAUAAUGAUUGUAAUUAGGUUUAUUGGAUCAUCUAUCUGAAUCAUAUGGAAUGCGAAUGCAUACCAGGUCCUGCCAGGUGGUGUGUCUGUGAGAUAGACUCCCCAUUGUUGGUCUGGUUUAUAUGAUAAGCUCAUUAUAAAUGUUACUCCUUUUGCACAGAUUGCUGCUCUGUGGAAACAUUUUCCUCCCCUUUUAGUAGUCUACAUCAGGGCUGAGUUAUGUUUUAAAUUGGCCUUAAGAGCCUUUGGAUGAAAACACCUUCACAGAAGUCUGUAUUUGUGCCUGUAGUUUCUGCCACCAUCAGUGCAAUUCAGGUAAGUGUGUGUAGGAUUUCAGCCUAAGAUUGUAGUCUUGUACACUCAAUCCUAUGCAUGUCUGAAUUUAUUUAGUUCACCACAAGAAGACCACCACCGAGUCUUUCCAGGGAACUAACCCUGCAGUGAGAUUCCUUAGGCAAAAUGUGAUACCAUUCUGCCCACAUCUGUUCACUGAGCUAGAUUCUGGGGACCAACAGUGUCUUUUACAUGUCUUUUACUCCCUCCCUAGAAAGUUGUGGUUGGUUCCCUCUCUUUUAAGCUUCAUGUGUGUGCUUUUAGGCUUUUCACCAACAUUCUAGUAUAGUUUAGUAUUGGUUUAUUAUUUUUAUUAUUAUGCUGAUUGUUGUGUUGGUCAUUUUCUCAAGUUGCUUUGAAUUUAUAAAGAAACAUUGGGGUAGAAAUUUUGCAACAAAUCUUUUCAGCAGUUACCUGCCCUGGAUGCUAGUACAAAGUGAAAGACCUUUCCCCUGCAGUUAGAGAAGUUGGAGGGACUGGGUCUUUCAUGCCCAACAAGAGAGACAGACUUUGUUCCUCUCUUAUCUUUUCUGGAAUCCAUAGAGAACUUGUGAGACACAGUCACUUUCUCACAUCAUUGGACUUUAGACCAUUAGAAGGAAUAAGAACUAACUUCACUGCUUCUGGGGUUUUUCAAAGCCUAACAUGAAAUGAAAGACCUACUCAAAACUCCCACAGCAUCCUCCAUCAGGGAUGCAGGAUUUGUGGCCUUCCAAAUGUUGCUGGACUGAAACUCCCAUUAUCACUGAACAUUUGCUGGGAAUGAUGUCCAGUGACAUUGGAAGAGACACAGGCUCCCCAUCUCUUUUCUGUGUAACGGGAGCCUGGGAUAAAUUUGCAUGUGUGUGUGUAGUUGGGGUGACCACAAAUUAUAGAUAGCUGCUAAGGCUGCCAAAAUUUGGGCCCUGUCUACAGUAUACUAGUGUUUUCCAAGUAUUUGUCAAUAGAUAAUUAUUGUGGGUAUUAAAUUUACUAUAGUGUCUACUCAGUAAACUAUAUGCAAAUACAAAUCCAGUCCUGCUUCACUGACAUGUAUUUUGAAAACUUAUGCAGUUGUAUAUGCCCUUCAGAGUUCUCAUAAUAUGCCUGAAUUUUGCACUCUAGGUCCAACAUAAUGGGAAAGGCCUUGACGGUCAAAAUCUUUCUUCUGCUAGCAAAAGCGGUGAAGGAGGAAGUCAUAUCAGAGAAGUAAAAUGUGAUAGCUGCAGUGACCUAUCACCAAACAGUUGUGGACGUUCCAGGUCCCUUCUGGUGUACCAAAAAUCUCAUUUUGUGUAGGCUUCAGGAAAAUGUCAUGUCCUCCUAGAAUGUUCCAUAUACUCAGAUGUCCUCCAGUUGUACUGUUCUUUCUAAGAAACAUAACAUAACUAGAGACAAAAUACUCUUGAUUAUGAUAGAAGGGCUAAGUGCUUUAUCACAAUUACACUUUUUUUUAUUUCCUGGAAGUUCUAGUAAGAGCGGAGUUUGUAAAUAUGGGCAUGGUUUAUUUGCUGAUAAAUUGAACAACUUACAUCUGUUUAAUUUGUUGUGCUUUCUGUUUGCUUAAAUAUUUUGUUGUGGCCUGUGGCUAAAUCAGUUAACUUUCUAAUGCUAAUAGAUAUCCCCUGUGCUUAAACUUUCCACAUUUCCACACAGACACUUGCACCUUUUUAAUGAAAUAAAGCUGCUCUGUAUGAAAUAGAAAGUUUUAUGUGCAUCACUUCCAAAUGUUCUGUUUUAAAUUACAGAGGUUUAAAUAUGUGGUGGCACUUCAUAUUACAAGACACGCUUGGCUUCUCCAGCAGCUAUUUAAAAAUGUUCAUGUCUUAUUCAAUGUAUUAUUAGUGUACUCUGUUAUCUAUCAAACCUUGUCUAGGAACUUUGUAGGAGUUCUAUAGAAGCAAGUAAAAUUUUGGCCACAUAAAUUGCAUAUGAACUUUGCGGAUAAAUAGAAUCUUAAUAUUUGUAUUGCAUGCUUUCCCCCAAAUAAUGCAAGGCAGAUUGUCUGGUCUCUGCCUUCCUCUUCACAAUAACCCUUCAAACGGUCUUUAAUAACAGACUGAAAUGGUGGAAUGGUCCAAUCAUACUUCAUGGGGCAAGUUGUUCCAUAACCAGUGUUCAAAAUUACCCAGGUGCCAGGCACAUUUUACACCCGGCUAUUGGCCAAGUGCAACCAAGUGAAGAUGCCUGGGGACCUAAAUGGUGCCUCACAUAUCCAUCAUCUGGAGGUGCAUGCCUGAGGAUCACUGGAUCGUUUCACACACAUCCUGUGGAAUUCUAUCUACUCCACUCACAGUUGUGAGGAACAUUCUCACACAACGAAUGGUUUGGGUCACCAUUAAAAAAAGAGAGAGGUAGAAAUAGGCCAAUAUAUAUUUGGAUCAACCUGGUGGUAUUAUUAGCACUGCAUUUGAACCAGCCUAAGGACGCAGAUGGUGCUGUGGUCUAAACCACAGAGCCUCGGGCUUGUCGAUCAGGAGGUCGGCGGUUUGAAUCCCCGUGACGGGAUGAGCUCCCAUUGCUCGGUCCCUGCUCCUGCCAACCUAGCAGUUCGAAAACCCGACAAAGUGCAAGUAGAUAAAUAGGUACCGCUCCGGUGGGAAGGUAAACGGUAUUUCCGCCAGAAGCAGCUUAGUCAUGCUGGCCACAUGACCUGGAAAAACUGUCUGCAGACAAACGUCGGCUCCCUUGGCCAGUAAAGCAAGAUGAGUGCCACAACCCCAGAGUCGUCCGCGACUGGACCCAACGGUCGGCGCGGGGGGUACCUUUUCCUUUAAGGACUAACCAGUCUGUUACCGGUCUCGUAGGGGUCUUCCUAAAUAGGCAGCUGCUGAAUAAAUUGUUAACAACUUUCAAGGGUUCAUAUUAAUUUACUCAUAUAAAUUUGUAGUCAAAUCAAAAUAUUUGAUGUCUGCUCUUAUGCUUGGCUACUCAGAAGUAAGUCCCACUGAAUUCAUUGAGGAUAACUCUAUACUGUGGGAUUAUUGUGGUCGUAAAUGAUUUUGUCUCGCCCUUCAGUUUAGUGAGAGGCCAGGUGCGAGAUGAUAGAUAGAUGGAUGGAUAGAUAGAUAGAUGAUAGAUAGAUAAUGCCUUAUCUUGUGACCCUCAGAAACCUUAAUUUGUCUUAAGUGGUACAGUUUGUUCUUCUGAAAAAAUAGUUUGCGAAAGAAAAUUCUGUUAGAUUGUGUUAAGGCGCUACUGUGGCUUUUAGUUGUGCUCUUUAAUGUUUGUGGUUUUUGAGUCUUUUUGCAGGACUGCAGUAGAAACAAAUCAAGAGCAUGAAUCUUCAGAGAAACAUGAUACUAAGCUGUAAAUCCUCAGCAGCAACUAAUGUGUAGAAUCCAUUCAGACUCCAUUCACAUUCUUAUAAUUGAAAUUCUCUUAAGAGUAUUGCCCCAUAGCAUAAAGAGAUCUCCACUCCCCCAGCCCCCUUUACCACCAAAGUCUUUUUUAGCCAUUGUGCUGAAAGCUAUUGUCACAUAAUCAACAGAUGAUGGUAGAACUUGGAAAGUUAAGAAUGCCAGGUCUCAGUGGGGUGUAUUCUUGCCUUUUGUCAUUGGCAAACUAAUCAACCUCAUUUUGAGUGCUUGGCUGAAUUAUAAUACUUCCUCCAAAUUAUACUAGCAAACCUCUUCCUCAGGGAACAAUGUGCAAUCCCUUAAUCUCUCUCAUACAAUUGGCAGCUCUCUUCAAUGUUAAGAGUAUCACUCUUUAAUGAAAGCAUAUUAUUCACCAGUUUCUGCUUUCCAUUUUUGCUGAGGGUAUUGCCUUUACUAAAGGGUAAAAUCUACCAGAAUCUGCAUGCCCCUGUGUGUGAGACUUGGAAGUUGAGGUGCGAAAGUGUUUUAAAAAGCCAAAGACAUAAUAGUAAUUAAAAAACAACAACAAACCCAUAACUGUAUCCUCUACCACUGUACAUGGCAAAAUAUUAUUGAGGAUAACUGAGUCAGACUUAUAGCUUUCAUUUUCAGGAGAUAGGAGCUAGUUGCUCUCCAAAAUAUGUAGGUAUCAUUGUAGGAAAACAGAACUAUGAUUCUAGACCUUGCAAGUACACAAACUUCCAUUUUUAAUAUCAUACCAUAACAAGACAGUAUAGAAGGGUAUACUCAUAUUUUUCAAAACUGGGAAAUAAAGUGGACUGAUUCAGCCCCUUUAUUAUAAAUGAGCAAGCAUUGUCUAGACACAGAAUGUUUUCAAUAUCCGCCAAUACAAUACUUGAAGAGUAUUUUACCAAAAGCACUCGGUCCAACAUACAUGGUUGGGAAACUUACAACUGGAGAAAACAAAACUGGAAAAGGUACUAACAAAUGGGGAAACUAAAGGGCUGUUAGUUAAGUUUUUUGCUUUAAUAUGAAACUUUUACAAGAAGAUGAACAGAUUUAAAGGUCAUUGUGACAAGGAUCUGGGAGCUUCCAUUUGUGCAGAAAAACACAGUAAUGCCAGUAUACUGUUGGGCAACAGGAAUUUAGGAAGAGGUAGCCUGUGGCAACAAGAGUUUUAACCCAGCUGUAGCCAAACCAUGAUUAUACAAUUAAAUGGGCUUCUUCUGCAUCCUAACCUGUUGCCAAAUGGUUCUGCUGCCAAAUUUGGAUAUGGAGCAUUGAGGCUUAAUUUAUGAAAUCACAAAGGAAUCAUUAGUUUGUUGAGAGGUCAUACAGUUGAGGUGAUAAUUUUGCAAUGCUCAUAAUUACACUUUUCAUGUAUCAUUGUUACAUAUUUAUACAUACGAUCCCUUCAGGCCAUCUCCAUAUGUCUGACGGUUCAAUCGAGUGUUUGGAUGCUACAGCAUUUGCUUUCUAAGAAAAACUUAUUUGUCUUUACAAGGCGAGGUUGUGACCUUUUUCUUGGGUCUGUUCUCGGAGCAGAUUAGUUACACCUGACUUAAAUUAACAUUCCAGAUGUCUCAGUAAUAAUGUCAGUUCCUGAAAUAUUUCUGGUAGUUUAUAUUACUGGUGUGCUGUGUCUUGUGUAUCCCCCAGCCCUUUGUGGUUCCUUUCCCCACUAUUUUGAGUUGUACAGAUUUUUGGUUUCGCUUUAGCAUUGUGCAUAAUUUCGAAAUGGUGCGAGGUGCAAUAGUAUUAGUUCUGUUUUUGGGGUUGGUGGGGAGAUCUGCUUAUGAGGAGAGAGUGAAGAGAGAGGUUUCACACACCCACCCGUAUAACACUUGGACUCAAGGUCAUCCACAUGAAGCUGAUUGGCAGCGAUUCAGGACAAACAAAAGGAAGCAGUUCUUCAUACAGCACAUAGUUAACUUAUGGAAUUUGCUGGCACAAGCAAUGAUCAUCAUCUUGGAUGGCUUGAAAGAGAGCUUUAGACAAAUUUAUGGAAGGUAAAGCUAUCAGUGGCUACUAAUUGCCUUUGAAUGUCAGUCAUUGGGGAAGCAACAACAAGAGAGAACUGUGGUCCUCAUGUUCUCCUUGUGACUUCCCAAAGGGAUUUGAAAGAGACAUGCCUUCCCAGAAGCAUACCUGAAGAAAUUCCUCCCUCAUACCAGCCUGUUGCUGCUUCAAAGUCAUCAUCAGAGGUUCGUUGUUUUCUUUAAAGAGAAGGGCCCCUUGCAUUUUCACUCUUAACAUUCAGAAGUGACUCAUUCCAGACUAAAAGCCAUCGCUUCUAAAAGCAGCCACAGUCCUGCAACGUGACAGUUCUGUGUCGGAGAGGAAUAAAGUGUGUUGGCAGAGAUGAAUUGUGCUCUGGUGGCUUCGGUAGUACCGCCCUGCUGAAUUCUCUGCAUGGCGCAUCCAUUCUUGUUUGAACUCUUCCCCGCCUCCCACCCUUUUGACUGCCUUUAAUUCAUCGCCUCUCUUCUUCUCUAUCUGAAUGUGCAGAAUGGGAAGGAUACCAUGUCCGCUACUCCUUUAAGAAGACCUGAAAGAUAGAAAUGCUGUGAAAAUUGGUUUGCACAAAUAAUGUCACUUGUAUGAACAAUGGGAGCUGCCCCUGAACUGACAUAUGUAUGUAGCCUACAGAAGGUGUGCCGGGGGGGGGGGGCGGGCGGGCGGACUUUUCUACAGAAGUAUCAAGUUGAUAGGCUUUGGGAAGGGUGGUAAUCAGAGGAUGCAGGGUUGAGUAAGGAAUGAUAAAAGUGUUCCUUCUUGGGUCAAGGAAGAGUUUCCCUGUGCCAUGUUAGAUAGCUGGAAUAGCUCAGUUAGUAGAGCAUAAGACUCUUUAAUCUCAGGGUCAUGGCUCUGAGUGCCCUAUUGGGCAAAAGGGACACGGGUGGCGCUGUGGUCUAAACCACUGAGCCUCUUGGGCUUGCCGAUCAGAAGUUGGCAGUUCGAAUCCCCACAACAGGAUGAGCUCCUGUUGCUCUGUCCCAGCUCCUGCCAACCUAGCAGUUCAAAAGCAAGCCAGUGCAAGUAGAUAAAUAGUUACCGCUGUGGUGGGAAGGUAAACAGCAUUUCCAUGCGCUCUGGUUUCUGUCACGGUGUCCUGUUGUGCCAGAAGCGGUUUAGUCCUGCUGGCCACAUGACCCAGAAAGCUGUCUGUAGACAAAUGCCAGCUCCCUCAGCCUGAAAGUGAGAUGAGCGUCACAAUGCCAUAGUUGCCUUUGACAGGACCUAACCGCCCAUGGGUCCUUUACCUCCUUUACCUGCCCCAUUGGGCAAAAGGUUCCUGCAUUGCAGGGGGUUGAACUUGAUGGCCCUCGUGGUCCCUCCCAACUCCUACAGUUCUGUGAUUCUGUGUAUGCUUAGGUCUACUCUGAUCAAGAGAUUCCACUGUGAGGUUCUCUUUUUGUAGGGAGGCUUUUAUGCAAGGAGUCCUCCAGAAGUUUUGGACUUGCAGCUCCCAUCAUUUGUGACCGUUAGGUGCUCUGGUUGUGGUGGUGGGAUUAUACUCCAAAACAUCUGGAGAGCACUAGUGGGACCAGGCUGGGUAAGAGUUGUGGGCAUAUUGGGCGAGUGGGUGGAAACAUCAGUUCUUCUCUAAAACAGUUAUUUACAAGACUGUAGUAGUGAGGGAUUCGUGUGUGUAAACAGGGAGGGUGUUGUUUGUUUCAUUGAAAAAGGAAAACCAGGUGCCUGGACAAGUAAAAAUAGUAAGAAAAACAUAACAUGUUCAAACCCCUGGUAUCUCUAUAUGUAAUCAUUCUGCUAUCCAUUCAAUAUCUCUGUAUGGUUUUAUUUGCUGCAAAUCAAAGAGUGUAUCUAAUUUGAUGUUUAGAAAUGAUCAUAACUAGAUCUGCAAAUGUUUUCCGGAUGUUUUCAGUAGCGUUGUGUGUUGCAGGAAGUCUGACAUGCUUAUCUUGUCCCAGUAUCAGGCUGCAUUUUUUUUAAACGGUGAAAUAGCAUCUCCCCAACUUAAUUUUUCGGGUAAGAUUUCAAUUUAACUGUUAGUGCUGAGAAUAACAUUCUUUAAUGUCUUGGCAGCUCCACUGAGAGUGCUGGAAAGUGAAACUGACACUCUUUUUCCGGCUUGGCUUUGGCUUGCUCACUGCUGGGUGCAUGCCGUGCUUUUAAUCUGACCAUUUCCCAGCUAUGUGGGGGAUGCUUGUGAAACCAUUACAGAAAUAUUUCUGCCUCCUACAGGAGUUAAUGGGUUUUUUUCUCAAAAGAGUAAGGCUGCAGUCCUAUAUGUGAUUACCCAGCAGUUCAUCUUGUUGAUCACAGAGAGGCUGACUUCUGAGUAAACAUUCACAGGCUUCUGCAAUGAAUCAGUUCCUUUCAGCAGAGCUAACCAGAGUGUUAGUGCCCUGUUCAUUUGCCACUGUGUUCAGUUUAUGUGAGGUGGCCAGUAGUACACGGCUUCUGUAAAUGCCAAAAGUUAACCAGAAACAUAAAAUGUUUUGGCAGAGAAAUGAGAAUUUGGAUGUGUCUUGAGCAAAUUAUCAUGGCUUAAAAACAACAACCAGUAAAGGCAUGAUCUUGGCAUGUAAUAUAGGAUAACUUUUAAAGUGUUCUUUUGCAAUUUGCAAGUGAAUCAGGAGGAGAUUGUUUAACAUGCACCAUGUGUAAAUAUUCCUUAUUGUGUAUAUCGAAUUUUUUUUUUGCAUUCUGUAUUGCAAAAGGUCAGGAAGGGAGCUGAUCACAAUGCUGUUAGUCAGGCAGGCUUGCCCUUUGGCUUACCUUUGGUACUAUGAAUUGCAUCCCACAAUGGAGGAAAACUGAAUAUUGAUUUCUGGGCAUACUCUCUUCCAUUCCCGCUUCAGUUUAUUGGGAAGAAUUUGUAUUUGUUUGAGGUCAUGCCAUUGAAACUAACUUGGAGGAAUCACAUAGCCUCUUUCCCUCUUUCCCAUAAUAGAAGGAGAAUUAUAAAUGUGCAAGGCUUUGUGUGUGUGGCAGAGUUAGCUGCUUGUAUCCUUCCAUCAGCAUCGCAUAUUGGCAAUCUUGUUAAGAAGCUAUAAUCUGCUAUGCCAGUUGUUCCCCUCCAGAGACUAUAGGCGGUAUGAAGGUUUGCAAGGAAUUCUAUAUCUACUAACCUCUUUGUGUGUUCAUGUGUGAAGGCGUUUCUAGUUGCAAGCAUUUUCUAGCCUUACCUUCACUUUCAUUGUCUAGAGUCCUGGAGAAGAUUGUUUUUGCAGUGUGAGCACUAGAGAACGGGUUAGGAAACGUGCUGAGAUUGCUGCCACUUUCUGUGGCCCAAAGAUGUGUUUUCUCCACCAUGAAAAGCUUUGAAAGAAAGAACUGCUUUAAAAAAGAUCAGUCACUCUUAGACACAUAGUGGCUUAUAGGAGAAAGAAGAGACACAAGAGCAGUUGAGAGUUCUUUAACUUUAGAGGUGUGUACUAUCAAUAUCAGGGGACGCGGGUGGCGCUGUGGUCUAAACCACAGAGCCUAGGGCUUGCCGAUCAGAAGCUCAGCGGUUCAAAUCCCCUCAAUGGGGUGAGCUCCUGUUGUUUGGUCCCAGCUCUGGCCCACCUAGCAGUUUGAAAGCACGUCAAGUGCAAGUAGAUAAAUAGAUACCGCUUCUGCAGGAAGGUAAACGGCGUUUCCGUGUGCUGCUCAGGUUUCGCCAGAAGCGGCUUAGUCAUACUGGCCACAUGACCCGGAAGCUGUCUGCAGACAAACGCUGGCCCCCUCGGCCUAUAGAGUGAGAUGAGCACACAACCCCAGAGUCGUCUGCGACUGGACCUAAUGGUCAGGGGUACCUUUACCUUUACCUUUACCAUCAAUAUCUAAUGAUGCUUGCUACCUGGUUCAAAGCCAAUGGCUACAUACAGUAAAGUCUGCCCCCCAAAUAUUUUGUUGUAACUUUUUGGCAAUCCCCAAUAAUUUCCAUACAUGGAUCUAUCUAAGAGGGCUAUGUAUGCAUGAAGUGGUUCUGUAUGUGUACUGGGGAAAUGUCUUCACUCCUUGCAGCAGCUCCUUACAUUUUAUGGAAUUAUACUCUGAAGGAUGCUGCCUUUUUGAAGAUGCUUAUGGGGCCUUCUGUCAGGUGAUGCUCAGCCCUCCUUUACCUCAGAUGCAGGUUGAAAAUUUCUUGGAUUCCUGAAAGACUGCUAUAGUACUUUUCAAUAUACUUUGAGAUGUUCUGAAAUCAUAUUUAGAAGUAGUUAUUGAAGGCAUUCAACUCAGUCCAGUCAAGGUCACCAAAGAUAAUGAUUUUUUCAAAAUUAGAUGGCCAUCUCCCUUAACUCACCAGCUAUCAGUUUCUUGAACAAGAUACAACAUCAAAUUGUGAUGAGAUACUGAAUGUAAUGUGUGUGUGUGUGUGUGUGUGUGUGUGUGAACACUUAAAUACAGUGGACACUCUGGUUGUGAACAUGAUCUGUGUGGAAUGCACGUUUGCAACCCGCGUCUGCGCAUGCGCGAGUUGCGAUUUGGCGCUUCUGCGCAUGCGCGACCACUGAAACCCGGAAGUAACCCGUUCUGGUACUUCCGGGUUUCGGCGCUCCGCAACCUGAAAAAACGCAACCUGAAGCGGCUGUAAAUGUGAGGUAUGACUGCACAUUUAAUGACUUUACUGCUUGCUUUAAUAAAAAUGGUCUGUUUAAGUUGCUAUGAAGACUUCAUGCAUGGGGACUUUGCACACUUGCAUAUUAUAAUUCAGCAAUCUUCCAGUAACCUAGCCAAGAAUUUGCCUAGCUACAAUUAAGUACACAGUCUUUUAACACAUGACAUUAUACAGUUUGUAAACCAGUCUUCUGUGUUGGGAGUAUUCUUUCCUGUCUAGAUGGGAUUUUGGCAUUGUUUAUGUGCAGCCUUGGUGAAAUUGACUUCUGGUGUUUUACUAUUGGGCAUUCAGAAUUGCUGUUGUGUGAAUAUACAUCACUUGAAGUCUGGAAACUUAAAACAUGUAGCUUUCUUUUGAGCUGUGUAGACGUUGCAACCUUUUGAGAGGGUGUCCUUAAACACACACAGAGCUGUCUUAGCACACAACUUGUGGCUCAUUGUGGCUCCCUAGCACAAAUAAAAGUGAAUAUUCAGUGUCUCUUUUUCAACAAGAUGGUUAAUGUAAUGCACCAUCGAAAAGCAUGUUGGAUGUGAAAUACCUCAUGUCAAAGACCCAUGGAUUUUUGGCGUGGUAUGUAGCCUAAAUAAAUACAUUUGCAGGCAGUAUCCUGCUCAGGCUUUUCAGCAUAGUAGCAGUACCACUUAACACCUCCAUUUGUAUUUUCAAACCAAACAAUCCACAGGAUGGGCUGGUCAAAAGACGUUUCAGAACCAUAAGCAUUUGUUAAAUCUCUCCAGCUUCCUUUUCAGAAGCCCAUCACAAAUCGUAAAACAAGUUUUGCCGUAUAUAUUUAUUUAAGGGGCAUGGCUUUUUUUAAAAAGGUGAAGUAUCAAGUUUCACAGCUGUUUGCUAUCAUCCAGGGAUACCUUCCAGCUAUGCUAGUCUGGGUUCCUUUACAAGGUAUUCGGAUUAGAAAGGCAGAUUUAGAAAAGAGAAAUGCUAGAGGUAAAAAGCUUGCCGAAAGAAUUUCUUUUUGAAGCACUAUAAAGAAGCACAAGUGAAAAUGGAUGGUCUCAUGCAUACCUGAUAAUGAAGAGAAGAGCUCUUGUACAAUGUGACAGCGCUGAGUAGACUAUAUGGGUGGAAGGGCAAAAGGUGUGGAAUGUCUGUGUCUAUUAUGAAAAGACGGAAAUUGCUGUCUGUAUUUGGAACACUGCAGGCUCAAUAUAUCCUGCUGACAGUCUGGCUAGUGGCCGCUGUUGUACAAAGCCCAUGAAGCCGAGAAUUGUCAGUUCUUCAUUUUAAAAUAACUUGGCACCAAUCAUAGAAAUUUUCAAGAAUACAUAUGUGGGUUAUAAGUUGACUGCUUUUUAACUGGAGACUCUCUCUACUUUUUCUCCCCCCUAGGAGUGUAUUCUCAGAAAACAUUGGCUCUAGACGGGUCCAGAAGGCAAGAGUAAAUUCAGUCUACAUGCACAGAGUCCACUGGCUCAGCUUGAAAGUGUUUUCAUGAGUUAACACUGGGACCAGAUCCACCCUUCGUUCCCUGCAGCCAAGCAAUCUGCAGCCAAGCAAUGGGCCAAAAAAUCUCAGGGAGCAUAAAGUCUGUCGAUGUUCGGGAACCCCCUUACAGACCUGUCAAAAGGGAACUGAGGGGUCCAGAUUUCUGCAAGCCUGCGAGAUUGGAUAUGUUGCUGGAUAUGCCCCCGGCCCAUUUGGAGGUCCAGUACAAGCACGCUUGGAACAAUGAAGACCGAUCCUUAAAUAUAUUUGUGAAGGAAGAUGACAAACUGACAUUUCACAGACAUCCGGUAGCCCAAAGCACAGACUGCAUCCGAGGCAAAGUUGGGUAUACGAGGGGCCUACAUGUUUGGCAGAUCCACUGGCCCGCCAGGCAGCGAGGAACACACGCUGUGGUUGGAGUGUCAACGGCAGAAGCACCUUUGCAUUCUGUAGGAUAUACGUCGUUGGUUGGUAGCAAUAAUGAGUCAUGGGGCUGGGACCUUGGGCGCAACAAACUUUAUCACAACUGCAAAAAUCAGCCUGGGGUGACAUAUCCUGUAUUUUUGGAACCAGAUGAGUCUUUUGUACUCCCAGACUCCUUACUGGUGGUUUUGGAUAUGGAUGAAGGGACGCUUAGCUUCAUUGUGGAUGGACAGUACCUUGGAGUGGCCUUCAGGGGACUAAAAGGGAAAAAACUCUAUCCUAUAGUCAGUGCAGUAUGGGGGCACUGUGAAAUCACAAUGAGAUACAUCAACGGACUUGAUCGUAAGUGUUCCACCACACUUCUGAUUUCUUUUUCCCAAACACCUAAACAUGUUUCUAGCUUUGCCAGUUUAACAGUUUUCUUCCAUACUAAAUGUGCAGUCGGGGAGAAGUUGCACCUGCCUGUCCUGUAACCUUCCUGGUGAAAUAAGGUCAUCUGGGUGAUGGUGCUGCUGAUAUCUGUAAUUUGCAGCUGUAGUAAGAUGAGUGUGCUGGGCUCACAAAUAUCUAAAAUGACUGUAGCACCUACCUCAUGUUGCCGCAGUUCUGUCCUCCUUCCCCAACAAUUUUUUUCAGGCUAGAAACUCUGUGGAAUUAAUGUGUGAGUAUUAUUUUAUGCUUUUGUGGUUUUAAGCUUCUUUUUUAGAAGUAUGCAAAAAUGUAGAUUAGCAGUGGAAGUUUUAAUUAUAGAGUAUUAGGUUUUUUAAUGUUUGCAGACUGGGUUCUUGUUGAAUUGAUGAUGGAAUGCCUUGCAAAACUAUAUUCUUCCAAGUCAGGCUUGAAAACUGGGUUCUGAUCUGUCCAGUUUUUGAGAUCUCUGUAAAAACACUUUGUGUUAUACAGAAGCAGCUUUCCCAUUCACUAGGCAGGAGCAAAGAUUUUGCAUUUAUAGCUCUGGAGUACAGUUGAAGAUAGAUGGGUUGUGACCCUCCUCUUGGACAGGAUUGCACUUACAGCUGGUGCUUCAUACAUUAAAUCAGGGAUGGCCAAUGUGGUGCCCUCCAGGUGCUGCUUCACUACAACUCCUAUCAUCCCUGUCCACUGGCCACCACUGACCAUUAGGGAUGAUGGGAGUUGCAGUUGGGAGAGACAAUUUCAGUACUGCUGCAUUCUCAUAAGGUUCAUCUAACGUUUGCUAAAAGCAGCACCUUUAGUGUAACAAGACCUGCCCUUGGAAUGCACUCUCAAUAAAUAUCUACAGUCCUGGUGAUUCAGAGCCUGCUUAAUGCUCAUUUGUUCACUCAAGUUAUCCCUGAGGGGUGGUCUGCUUAAGUUCAUGAUUCAUUUGAAUUGCAAGUUAUACUGUUCUUUUCCUUGGUGAUUUUAUGUUGGUGAUCACAUUGAGUUUUUUCAACUUUUUUAUGUUUGGUGGUAUAGAAACAAAUAAAACUUUUUGCCUGAUGCAGCUAUCACUGUGAUGCCAAAAUAGCGGAGGAGAACUCAGGCUGAUCUAGAUUUCUCAAUCUGCUGCUUCCCAGUCUGGAUUUGAAGCAUCAAUGGUCUUCGACUUUAUUCUGUUCUGUCAAAGUGAGGUCUAACUCCUGCUCUAAGGAUCAGCAGGCAGUGGCUUGCAAAAAUGGAUUGCCACAUGGAGUUUUGCCAGUGUUGUAUGUUGAGGCCUUUUCCAUGUGUGUAUUUCUAUAUAUAAAGAGGGUUCAAGUUCUACACCAUGAAGGUUGACUAACACACCUUUAAAAAAAAUCAAAAACACCUUGCAAGGCUAAGCUUUUAAGUUCAUUUUAAAUUUAUCCCAUGAGUUUGCAGAUAGGGGGAUCUGGCUCACUAAAUAAAACCAGUGAGCAAAAAGGAGCAUCGUUUGAAAAGGUACAAAUACUGUUGGCUGCAUCUUUCUUAGCUCCACUUUCUUUCCUUUUAGCCUCAAAAAGGGUGUCUAAAUUAUUCUCCUUAUGAACUUUCUCUGUUUUUGUGUGCUAGCUCUUAAAAAAUAAUAAUUACAAAGGCUUGGACCUUUUAACUUUCACCUUUAUAACUAUAUUUUUAAAAUAGCCCCUUCCCAUUAGCAGUUUUUAUCAACUGAACUCUUGCCAGCACACUGUAGCUGUAUUUUCAGUGAAACUUCUAACAUCUUAAAAGGAAGAUAAAAGGACCUCAAAGUUUUAUAGCAAUUGAGGUUAACCUGGGAAAUAUUAUCUGUACAGAAAAUGCUUUGUAAUUCUUUUGGAAGUUGACAGAAGUUGGCUGAAUAGAAAACGAACCGUAAGCAAAUAGAAAUGGCCCUGAGCAAGGCUGUGUUCAGAUAGCUAAAAAUAGGAACAACUUCACAGACAAAACAGGAUUUUACCCCUCUGCCUGCAAAGGGCUUAUCUACCAAAACUUCCAUGAGUAUAUUAUGUAACAGCAUGAUUGCAGUCUUUUCUCUAUACAGUGUUACCUCGUAACUCAAACAGCUCCAUUCUCAAAUGUCAAAAACCUGGAAGUCAGUGCUCCGGUUUUCGAAUGUUCCUCGAAACACAAACAUCCAAUGCGGCUUCCACUGUGCAAAAACCAAGCUGAUGGCCAAUCGGAAGCCGUGCCUUGGAACUUGGACAUUUGGAAGUCGAACGGUCUUCCGGGAUGGAUUACGUUCGAGUUCCGAGGCACCACUGUAAUAAUUUACUUAACUAAGAAACUUUGAACUUGAUUCACUGUGUAUGUGAAUGAAACCAUUGGCUGAAAUCUAGACUAGGGAUGGGAAUGUUGUGCCCCUUCAGAUGCUGUUGUUGUUGUUUAGUCGUUUGGAUCCCUUCCAAUCGGGAUUCAGGCCUCAUCAUGGGACUGAAACUCUCUUGGUCACACUGGUCGAAGAUCUCCGUCAGGCUAGGGACAAAGGUGAGAGCUGUUUCCUACUUCUGCUGGAUCUCUCAGCGUCUUUUGAUACCAUCAACCAUAACAUCCUUAUGGACCGUCUAGAGGGGCUGGGAGCUUUGGGCACUGUUAUACAGUGGUUCUGCUCCUUCCUCCUGGGCCGUGUUCAGAAAGUGGUGGGGGGGAUGAGUGUUCAGACCCCUGGGCUCUCACUUGUGGGGUGCCUCAGGGUUCCGUCCUCUCCCCCAUGCUUUUCAACAUCUACAUGCAGCCGCUGGGAGAGAUCAUCAGGCGGUUUGGGCUGGGAGUUCAUCAGUAUGCAGAUGAUACCCAGCUCCAGCUCUCUUUCAAAUCAGAACCAGAGAAGGCAGUGAAGGUCCUGUGUGAGUGUCUGGAGGCGGUUGGAGGAUGGAUGGUGGCUAACAGAUUGAGGCUGAAUCCUGACAAGACAGAAGUAAUGUUUUGGGGGGACAGGAGGCGGGCAGGUGUGGAGGACUCCCUGGUCCUGAAUGGGGUAACUGUGCCCCUGAAGGACCAGGUGCACAUCCUGGGAGUCAUUUUGGACUCGCAGCUGUCCAUGGAGGCGCAGGUCAAUUCUGUGUCCAAGACAGCUGUUUACCAGCUCCAUCUGGCACGCAGGCUGAGACCCUCUCCGCCCAUGGACUGCCUUGCCAGAGUGGUGCAUGCUCUGGUUAUCUCUCGCUUGGACUACUGCAAUGCACUCUAUGUGGGGCUACCUUUGAAGGUGACCCAGAAACUACAACUAAUCCAGAAUGCGGCAGCAAGAUUGGUGACUGGGAGUGGCCACCGAGACCACAUAACACCACAUAACAAAGACCUACAUUGGCUUUCAGUACGUUUCCGAGCACAAUUCAAAGUGUUGGUGCUGACCUUUAAAGCCCUAAACGGCCUCGGCUCAGUAUACCUGAAGGAGCGUCUUCGCCCCCAUCAUGCUUCCCCGACACUGAGGUCCAUCGCCGAGGGCCUUCUGGCGGUUCUCUCACUGCGAGAAGCCAAGUUACAGGGAACCAGGCAGAGGGCCUUCUCAGUAGUGGCGCCCACCCUGUGGAAUGCCCUCCUACCAGAUAUCAAAGAGAACAACAUCUACCAGACUUUUAGAAGACAUCUGAAGGCAGCCCUGUUUAGGGAAGCUUUUAAUCUUUGAUGGACUACUGUAUUUUAAUAUUUUGUUGGAAGCCACCCACAGUGGCUGGGGAAACCCAGCCAGAUGGGCGGGAUAUAAAUAAUAAAUAAUAAUUAUUAUUAUUAUUUGUUGUUGUUGUUGUUGUUGUUGUUGUUGUUGUUGUUGUUGUAUCUGACUCUUCAUGACCCCAUGGACCAGAGCACCCCAGGCUCUCCUGUCUUCCACUGCUUCCUGCAGUUUGGUCAAACUCAUGUUAGUAGCUUCAUGCUGUAGUUGGUGAAGUUCAUAGUGGGCUGUCUGGCCACAUGGGGCCUCAAAUAAUGGGGAUUAAUCUAGGAGCACCUCCAGACCACUCACCUGUGGUUUCAUAGGAUAUCCAUCCAAAAGCUGGUACACAUCUAAUUCCCAGGCACACCCAAUUCCCAUCCAUCUUGUCAGGAUUCAGCCACGGUUUACUAGCUGUCACCAAGCUCAUAAGUGCAUUUGGACACCAGUUUAGGACAUGCAUGGCCUCUCCUGAUUCAGAUACUACAAAAUAGAGCUGGGUAUGAACAGCAUCAGCAGCAUACUAGUAACACCAUGCCCCAGUAAUAUGUUGCUGAAUAUUCUUUUUAAAUGCUUUAUUGUUCUUAUGAAAACCAUGUAGAUAUUCUUACGUAAAAACCCCCUUUCUUUCAACAAUAUAUCUGCUACUCCCAGAAGUCUUCUCAACUUGUACAGUACCCAGUCUGCUUCUCUGGGCAAAUCUUAGGUUCUGCAGUAUUGCUGCAAUACUUGCGCAACAAUCCAACAUACUAGAGCCACACGUUCACUCUCUGGAGGGAAAGAAAUGAUUCCUAGAAAAAGUAAUUAAGGAAACCUGUCUAAGUGCCUUGACUGUGUGAGCUUCAGAGACCAGUGGGGAACCAUGAAGCCUACUGACAGAUCACUGUUAACUCAAAUACAUUUUUUAAAGGUUUGCCUUUAAAUGUGAACUGGAUCGCAGUUUGCCCCCAUCUAUCGCUAGUUGUAAGCCACCAGUGAUCUUCACAUCUCACAUAAAUCCUAUGAUAUAACUCCCACUGGUUUUAAUAUACCCAAGCUAAAGAAUGAAGGAUGUUGCACUUUAAGAAAAAGGUCCUUUCUGUUGCCUGCAGUGACUUCUGUUAGGUGAAGCAAAGAGCAGAAAGGAGUUAGGACUUAAAAAGAAUAGUGCAGUUACUGCCCCACCCUCCCCUUCCUGGCUGGCACAAGUAGCUCAAGGGCUUGAUGCCCACUGCUCCCAAGCAGGAGUUUGGAUUGUGCCCUCACCAAAGAAUGCUUGAUGAAUGAGCGAUGGGAAACAUUCCUAUUGGGAAGAAAAAGUACACAUUAGCCAAUUAUGAAAAAUUGUUCAAAUUUCCCCCCCUUGAAUGUGAAUUUCAUGAUUAUUAUAUUUACUUAUACCCUGCCUUUUCCCCCUGACAGAGACCCAUGGUGACUUACAGCUAAAAUAGAAACAGCUUAAAAACAUAGGUGAGGGGAAGCAAUCAUUAAAAACAAAUGAGCAUUAAUAGAAUUAUGAUAUAUGUGUACUAAAACACACAGAUCAUUACAACAAAAACAUCGUAGAACUAGCCUAGGCUUCCUCAACCUUGGCUCUCCAGAUGUUUUUUAGCCUACAACUCCCAUGAUCCCUAGCUAGCAGGACCAGUGGUCAGGGAUGAUGGGAAUUGUAGUCUCAAAACAUCUGGAGGGCCAAGGCUGAGAAAGCCUGCACUAGCCCUUUCCUUAAAAGCAGUCAGUUCCCAAAAUCCUGUUGGAACAAGAAAGUCCUCACCAGCAAACAGGACAACAUGAAAGCAAGCCAGUUUAAAUUCUCUAGUUCCAAAGUUUGGGAGCCGCCACCGAGAAGGCCCUCUCUUGCAGGUUUGUAGACAGAGAAGCAGCCAUACCGAGACCAUGGCAUAGCUCUCCUAACAGUGGCAUUGCUGCAAAGCAGAGACAGGGCAGUGCAAAGCGUAGACAGGGCAGAGAGGUUUCUGUUAGGGUGCCCACGCAAUCCCAAGCUCAUCACCUUCCUGCCCCACCUCUCCCUGUCGCAUCCCAGCUUUCCAGUUUGCGGAAAAAUGUAAAUGGCCAUUGUGCUCACCACUUUGGUCUAUAUUUGUUAGGUUUUACAGUGGUACCUCAGGUUAAGUACUUAAUUCAUUCCGGAGGUCCGUUCUUAACCUGAAACUGUUCUUAAUCUGAAGCACCACUUUACCUAAUAGGGCCUCUGGCUGCUGCUGUACCGCCGGAGCACGAUUUCUGUUCUCAUCCUGAAACAAAGUUCUUAACUCGAGGUACUAUUUCUGGGUUAGUGGAGUCUGUAACCUGAAGCGUAUGUAACCUGAAGCGUAUGUAACCCGAGGUACCACUGUAUAUGAAAUAAGUGAAUGGAUGGGGAUGCUUCAGUGGGAAGCAAACAAUUAGAUAACACUUUCACAUAUUUGCAGGGGCUUAUUGGCGCAGCCUUUGCAAAGACUUUAUUGAAGGUCAGCUCCUCUGUUAUGCUGCUGCUUGCAACCUAUUUUUUCACCAUGCCAGAUUACAAAAGUUACCUUAGUUUUCACUGCUUUGCAUAAUUCUCAAAACGUGCUGCUUUUUCAUGGCCGUUUCAGUAUUAUUCUAAAGGGGGAAAGUGUUUUAUAAGGGAUUUUUGUGACGAGGUAUGUUCUUGAAUGUUCUUGUUCUUUAUUACCGUAUUUUUUGCACCAUAACACUCACUUUUUUCCUCCUAGAAAGUAAGGGGAAAUGUCUGUGCGUGUUAUGGAGGGAAUGCCUACAGGUGGCGGGGGGGAUCUGCUGCAGUCGUGAGCAGAGGAUUCAUGGUUCCCCUUCCUUCCCUCCUCAGUGGCUCGCUUUGAAACAGCAAAGCGGGAGAAGAGCCGCUGAGUGGGGAGGAGAGAGGGACAGAGAGCCUGCUGCUUUAAAGGAGCAAAGCGGGAGAGGAGAGGAGUCCUGUCCGGUUGGUUCCUUUAAAGCAAGCAGGCUCUCUGUCCCUCUCUCUCCCCCACUCAGCUCACUACAUAGCAGCAAAGUUUUUAAUCUCGCUAAGCCGGGGAUGAGCGGGGAGGAGGAAGAAAAGCAGAGCCUGCUUGCUUUUAAGGAGCAAAGUGGGAGAGGAGAGGAGCCUUCUCCCCUUAUACCCCUCUUCUUCAUUAUUAGCAGCAUCCUUCUCCACCCACCCCACACAUGCUCCUUGUCCCUUGAGUGCUUUUCCUUCCCUCCCCACUUAAAACGUGGUUACAAAGCACGGAUCCACAUGGAUCCUCAGGAUUUUUGCACUGGGUCACCCCAAAUUCACCAUCAGAUCACAUAGCAUGUUCAUGGCUACAUCUUGCACCAAAAAAAUCACGCACCCACUGUUGCCUGGGGCCGCAGUGGUGCAAAAACGUGGUUACAAAGCAUGGAUCCACAUGGAUCCUCAGGAUUUUGCAUUGGGCUACUCCAAACUCACUGUCAGAUCACAUGUCUGUGGCCACAGCAUGAACCACAAAAAUCAUACAUCCACUGUUUCAUUUAGAAUAUAUUUUUUCUUGUUUUCCUCCUCUAAAAACUACAUGCGUGUUAUGGUCCGGUGCGUGUUAUAGAGCGAAAAAUACGGGUAUUUAUUUGUAAUAACUACAGUAAUGAUGUAGAGAACUUUCCUACAUCCAUCUUUCUCCUCCCUCAAACUUUUUAAUGGACAAGAGUUUCAUUUUGAGAAGAGAGUGCAAUUGAAAAUUAAUUUCUUUUUUUGUUCAAAGAGAUUUUGUCUGUCAUUUGAACAAGCUUGUGUUUGUGUGCCCUCUAAAAUAUGCCAUACAGUUUUAUGCUGUUUCUUGGCUCCAAGUACUCAUGUAUGUUUGUGAAAGUUGAAGGGUCCUGCCGUCUGCUGCUAGCAUAUUUGUAAAGUAACUAUAAAUGUCUAAUAACACCAUCUCUACACAUUUUGCUGGUUCAGUUCAUUCUAAAUUCUUCACAUUCUUGGCUAAGCAUCUUGGAAAAGGAAAAUAAAUUGGCCUCUUCCUCUGUGUAGAUUCAGCAGACUUGCAAGUUGAUGUAGACUAUGUACUGCUCAAUAUCUUUCCUAACUUAUAUGGUCUUCUGUUUUUGUUUUUGUUUGAGUGGCCUCAAUUGGUAUCGCUCUGUAAAAGAGCCUGUAAUCAGCUUGGGAAAAUGCACUCAUGGGGCCAUCAAAUUCAAAAACUACACAAUGCAAAAUUAAUACCAGUGGAGUCCUUGUAAACACCACAAAUAUUUGUAAUUAUGGAUUCUAUUAGCUUGUGUAUUGGAAUGUCAUCAGGAGUUUUCCCUGAGCACCUAGGCUUUUUAUAAGGGAAUGGCUAAUGAAUAUUGUAGUCUCCUUUGUCAAGUGGCAAACCACUCUUUAAAUUGGGUAGGUUGAUGGAGAGUUUUUCAAAAGCAUUUUUCAUAUGGCAUGUGGGUUUGAAAGGCAAAAUAUAUCAUGUGCCAAACCCUUGGGCUUGCCUAAAGUGGAUAUUUGGAUUCCAUUCAUUGUGUGUUUAGGAAAUAUUUUCUUGGCUGGUUUUCAGAAGAACCUAUGUGUGCGUUUUGCACACCGUUUGCAUUGCCUAGAGCUUCACUUCUGUUUUCACUUCAGCAGCUCCCACUGUUGAAAUGGCAAGCUGUUAUGCAGUUUUAAAAAGUGUAUUGGCUCUUCAGUAGGAACUGUUGAAGUGGAAUUUGGAUGUAAUGCUCUUCACUGCAUGCAAAAAUAUAUCUUAGAAUCCUGGCCUUUUUUAACCUUGUUUUGACUAACACACAACACUUUAGCCAGGUGGCAGCAUUUAUUGCCCAAUGACAGACCUCUCUCUAUCUUUACUAAAAGGUAAAAGAAGGGAAGGGAAUGGGUGGCGCUGUGGUCUAAACCACUGAGUCUCUUGGGCUUGUUGAUCAGAAGGUCGGUGGUUUGAAUCCCCGCGACUGGGUGAGCUCCCAUUGCUCUGUCCCAGCUUCUGCCAACCUAGCAGUUCGAAAGUAUGCUAGUGCAAGUAGAUAAAUAGGUAUCACUGCAGCAGGAAGGUAAACAGCUUUUCCAUGCACUCUGGCACUCAUCACUCGUCACGGUGUUCCGUGCACUAGAAACGGUUUAGUCAUGCUUGCCACGUGACCCAGAAAGCUGUCUGUCAACAAACGCUGGCUCCCUCGGCCUGAAAGCAAGAUGAGCACUGCACCCCAUAGACCUUUGACUGUACUUAAUGGUCCUUUACCUUUACCUUACUAAUUUAAGAUAGAUCUGAAUAUGGGGUCGGAGGAAGGGGUAUGUGGUGGGUGCGGGCCACUCUGGGUGUCACCACUGGGGGGGUGACAAAAUGCGGGUGGUACUCACCACUGGGCGUGCAGCGCUUCCUCCGCUGCUGACUGAAUAUAGAUGUCAGUCUUUCUCACAGUUUCAAAUGCAUUAAAUUACUCUCUUAUUUACCCUGACCGUACUGAGUUGGCUGUAUCUGAGGAAUAAGUAGUCAUGUAGAGAAGUUGUCUUUCACUUAAUUGAGCUUUAGGAAUGCAUGUCAGUAUUUUAUUUAGACAGCCUCGGUGUUUUUAUUUCCCUGAAUCUGAACUCAAUCUUGUUAUAUUUUAGUGACUUGGUUUAAGAACAUGUUAAUUUAUAUAGGACAUGGGAGUUUUGGGGUGUGUUUUUUAAAAAAGUACUGGAUUUCUGUUCCCCAAAGCCACUGUAAAGUGAAAUUGCUUAUUCAGAUGUCUGAUUGUGGUAUAAUCCAUAUGGCUGCUGGUAGUGCUCCGGUUUCAGUGAUACGUUUCAGUGCUUCAGAGAGAAAUAAGGUUGACCCACUGAAUUUUAGAGGAGCACAGAGAACUGAUCCAGAUAUAACGCUGCUUUCUCCUAAGGAUUAUAUAGCAGAAUGAGCAGAGGGUUCCUGUUUAUGAAAUCUCUCUCACCCCCCCCCCCGUUUUGUGUAAAUUACAACCCCAGAGUUCACUAGCUGUGGAGCAAGGUUAAAAACAGUACCCUGGGACAAGGGGAUAUGCAAAUAAUGUAGAAUCAUGGGGAUAACCUGUUGCACUUCUUGAGAGUUUGUACAUAGCAACAUAGGAAUCUGCCUUAUAUUAUAUCACACCAUUGGACUAUCAAGCCCAGUCUUGUCAGCAGCAACUGGCAGUGGUUGUGCAUCAUUUCAGGCAGGAAAUUCUCCCAUCCCUACCUGGAGAGGCGGGAGGAUUGAACCUCAGCUGUUCUGCAUGUGAAGAAGAUGCUCUACAGCUGAGCAAUGGCCCUUCCCUAAUGGCUACAGACAAGGAGUUCUAAUGCAUGACUCAGGAAGGGCAUCCAGUUGAUGGCUUAUAUUUUGUAGAUGAGAAAUACUUAGAGACAGGAAUAAUUACCCAAGAUUUAAGAACAGGGCAGAUACCAUAACAGCCAUGGGUGUGGUGCUUUCACAUUUUCUAAUUGUGGUUGUGGGUAAUGUUACAGCUGAACUGUUGUUGUAUACUGCUUCAAAUCAUGGUGUUUUUCACAAGUGUCACUUGGAUCUGUGUACUGUGUUGCAUUUCUCAUUACUGAAAUGUAAAUGUGCACUCAAAACCAGCCACAAUGGGCAACUGAUUUUUAAAGUUGGCACUCUUCCACUUUUCAUGUCCCAUGUCAACAAUAAUAACAAAGUCCCCGUUCUGGACAAAACCCCUUUCCUCCUUGUAUCUCUUGUGAAAAGGCCUCAUAAUUGAUAGCUGUAUGUAAGAACAAGCAAGUUAAUGCUCUCUCCAACCAUUUUGUUCCCUCAUAAACAUCAUACUUGUGAUAGCAGAUGUUUCCAGGACAAAACGCCAGUUCCAAUCACUUACCUUUAUCAUCUUUGACGUGCCCCAUCAUUGCCGUACUUACGUCUGAAAGGGAUUGAUACUUUAAAUGGGGAGGUUUGCAUAUGUCAGUGCCAAAUGCAGAUGGAUAGAAAGGGAGGAUAUUCAGUAAGAAGCAAACUAUUGUUUUAGUAUAAUGUGACAGUUCAGAUUGGCUCUUUAAUACUAAGAAUGUGCGUGUGCUUCGUUGUGUGGUUAUGUGUGUUGCUCCUGACAGUUUCUCUGAUUUUGCAAAUGUGCCCACAGGCGCCCUCCCCCCCAAGGUUGGCGAUGCUACCAAGACAAUAGAUUUUUAUAAAGGUAGCUAUCUGCCCCCCCCCUUUACUAGUCCCAUUUUUUUUUCUGUCUGAAAGGCAGGUGGUAAAUCUUCUUUACAAAUGCUAACUUGAACAUAAUAUCUCGUUUCUCGGGGAAGUAGGAGAGCAUAAGUACUUCUAUGGACUGUUGCAGUUUGUCAUUAAAAGUAAUUGCAUACAGGAACAUUCUGUAUAGAAUAUUGAAAAAUGUUUUUGGGCAGUGGCAGGCUAAUGUUCUAGCUGGGGAGAAGAGUGGGAUACAGAACACACUUUGCAUCUGCUCUUAGAUGUUGUCUUGCAAGGCUGAGUGUACCAUGAGGAAUGGGGGGAAAUGCUAUGUUGUCCUUGUUCAAGGGCCCAUAAAACAUCUCUAUUAUUUGUGUUUUGUUUUCAAAGUGUGUAAACAGUAUCCCUUUGGGGGAAGAAAAACGGAGUCUCUGCUUUGACUUACUCUUACUGGAGCUUAUUUUGCAAUAAAUUGGAGCCGGUACUGUAUAAGCAAGCCACAUGAUGCACAAAAGGUGUAUCUUUGCAACCUCUGCUAGAAAGUUUAGAAGGGUAACCUUGCUGGUUUGCAGCAGCAAGUAUACAAAACUAUGUUCUUGGUUUCUUGCAGCAUGAACAUUUAACAAGGAACACCUACACUUGAUGUGGAGAUUGAAUAUUCUGACGCUGCCUUUCAAUACAUGUGAUCAUUGGUCCAUUUUGUAAUGACUGGCAGAGGAUCUCCAAAGUCUCUUGUCCAAACAACUUUCCCAGGGUUAUUAUCAACAAAUGAAAAUAAUUACUAAUCCAACUCUGGGGUCAUUAGCAUGGCACCUUACGGGUACAGUGGUACCCUGUUGCCUGAGAAACCCUCUCCCAACCCACUUCCUCCAUCAUGAGGGAAGGGUGGUUCCCCUUUAAAGAUACAUAGAGCUGAAAGAGCAGUUUAGCACUAUGUAUGUGCUUGCACAUUCUCUUCUUUGGUAAAAGACAGCUGUAUAAGCUUAUCUCCUAUCUUAGCAUUCUGGUGCAUAGAGCUAAGAUCAGAGAGAAUACAGUGGUACCUCAGGUUACAGAUGCUUCUACAGAUGUUUCAGGUUACAAACUCCACUAACCCAGAAAUAGUACCUCGGGUUAAGAACUUUGCUUCAGGAUGAGAACAGAAAUCGUGCUCCGGGGCGUGGCGGCAGCGGGAGGCCCCAUUAGCUAAAGUGGUACCUCAGGUUAAGAACAGUUUCAUGUUAAGAACGGACCUCCAGAACGAAUUAAGUUCUUAACCUGAGGUACCACUAUAGAUCUUUUAUCCCCAAUGUUAGUUUUUAAUUCUGAGAUAACAGAUCCCUGCGCCAGAUGUCACACGAGGUGGGCAUAGUUAGCCCCAAAUGGCUUAAUUAGUUCCCACACCCUUAGUGUAGUUUGUUAGAUCUUAUUCUGUAACUUGUGACUGGAGCCUGUGUAACUUUGAACACGCAGGCUAGACUUCCUUUGCAAGCAAACCUACUUACUGGACUCACACACACACACACUCCUGUUUUCUGUAGCUAUAUGUUGGGGUUUACCUUGAGUUUCUGUGCAAUGCAUUCCAAAAAUGCUUUCAGAAGAAAAGAAAAAAAAUUGCAAUCCUGAUUUAUUUCUUGUCCUGCAUUUUUAGUUUCUAGCUAACGACUUUGACCACCAAUCCAUUAUUAUAGUGCAUUAGUACUGACCACAUAGACUGCAAAACCAAAGGAAGUUUUGCUAUCGGUAAUGCUCAUCUUUGCUGAUGGGAAUCCAAAAGACUGGCAAAAAGUUCAUUGUUUAUUCUUUUCUAAGUUGUGCAGAGUCUGUUUGUGUGGGAUUUGCUCAUUAGGAAACAGAAUCCAUGUCCAUUGAAACCUUACUUAGUAGCAAAGAGCUUGUGGAAAUGGAAAUUUUAUUCUAAGGCGUACAUGCUCAGCAGCUGGCAUGUGAGUUUUUAGCUCCCUGGAUUACUCAAUUGUAUAUAUUCCAAUCCCCAUUGGUUUGAUUUCUCCCCCACCCUUUUCUUAUGUGCGUGUUUAUGUGAAAAACCUUUUUGUGGGAAUGUUUUUCAGACUUGUUUAUUCUAGUUUGGCAGAGCUGCUCAUAAAAUUAAGUAGCCCAGUAUUCUUUAAAAAACAACAACUGUGGGGGGUUGAAGGGGCAGGGAAAUCGUAUAGCUCCCCCCUUGCUUAAAGCCCAAAAGUUUAGGUUGGGAUACGGCCAAGCUAAACAAAAUUGACUUUGGUUUUAUAGCAUGCAUGCCUCCUGUUUUCAGUUGUUGAAAAAUGAAAUACCUUCCAUUUCUUUCCUUUUUUAAAAGAAGUUCUCAGAUGAAAUCCAUGUUGUGAACAUUUUAGCACCCACCUCUAUAUAGAGGGUUGUUAUAUGGAAUCAUAGAAACGUAGAAAUUUUGAUAACUUGCAUCUCAUCAAAGAUUCUCUCAAAGCAGCUUUGAACAAUGAAAAUGCAUCUGAAAGAUUCAGUGCCUGAGGAAUUAUUGGGUCAUCUUCUGGCCACUGGCUUUGCCCUGUUGGGAAAUGAUCUCUCUUUAACAACAACAACAACAACAACAACAACAACAACAACAACAACAGCCCACCCAUCUGGCUAGGUUUCCCCAGCCACUCUAGGCGGCUUACAGUGCAUAUCAAAACAUGAUAAAAUGUCAGACAUUAAAAAUUACCUAAUAUAGGGCUGCCUUCAGAUGUCUAAGUUGUGUAGUUCUUUAUCUCCUUGACAUCUGAUGGGAGGGCAUUCCACAGGGAGGGUGCCACUGCUGAGAAGGCCCUCUGCCUGGUUCCUUGUACCUUCACUUCUUGCAGAGAGGAAACUGCCAGAAGACCUUCAGAGGAGGACCUCGGGGGUGGAGACGUUCCUUCAGGUAUAUUGUACACACCUGCACUUUAUUGAUGGAGGCAGGACUUUUGUGCUGCCCAGGGGAAUACGAAAAUUUGUGACUGGGGCAUCAUCCAGGCAUCUCCAGAGUUCUGGAAGUCAUUGUUGUUGUUGUUGUUUAGUCGUUUAGUCGUAUCCGACUCUUCGUGACUCCAUGGACCAGAGCACGCCAGGCACUUCUGUCUUCCACUGCCUCUUGCAGUUUGGUCAAACUCAUGCUGGUAGCUUUGAGAACACUAUCCAACCAUCUCAUCCUCUGUCGUCCCCUUCUCCUUGUGCCCUCCAUCUUUCUCAACAUCAGGGUCUUUUCCAGGGAGUCUUCUCUUCUCAUGAAGUGGCCAAAGUAUUGGAGCCUCAGCUUCAGGAUCUGUCCUUCCAGUGAGCACUCAGGGCUGAUUUCCUUAAGAAUGGAUAGGUUUGAUCUUCUUGCAGUCCAUGGGACUCUCAAGAGUCUCCUCCAGCACCAUAAUUCAAAAGCAUCAAUUCAUUGUUAGCAAGUCAUUGUUAGCAACAUGCUAAUGAUAACUUAAUGGGCAGACAUGGCAAUUCUAAGAAUGCACAUGCGGUUGAGAUAUUUAUUUUGCACAGGACACUAAAUAUUCUGAAAUGUGAAUGAAAAUCCUAGGUCAGCUAGUGUGUCUAUUGGGACUCCUUUCCUUCAUUAGCAACAUUCAUACACAGAAUAUUGAAGCCGGGGGCGGGUCACAGGUGUCAGAUCAUUGGAAGCUGGGCAAGCACAGAUUGGCACUUGCCCAGAAUGGGGAGGCAGCUGAAAAUGAAUAUCUGAGUGUCAAAUGGGACACUUCUCACAGACGAGUGCCCCCAAAUUGUAGCGGGGCUAUGAUGAUUUAAACUUGUACAACAACCGUGCAUCCUUAAACUGGAAGAAAGGCAUUUUUAUUCUUUUUAUUUCUUGUAACUCACGUUGCGUAGUAACCUGAAUGCCUUGCAUGGUUGACUAGAUAAUGCUCACAACAAGAGACAAGAGAGGUUUAGGCCCACAAAGCCCAUGGAGUUCCUGAAUAAUACAUGAGCACCUGACUGACAGCUGUUUUUAUAGGCCAUGUGCCAGAAUAAGCCUUGAGCUGUCCAACUAGGCAUGAGUUUAGGGAAGAGCUUCACAUUCUCUUCCCACCCCCCUUAAAUAUCACAUACUUGCUAACAUUUCUUUUAGAGGUCAGCUAAUGGGAUUAUGGAUAUUGUUUGCCAUAUCCACAUCAAUAAUGCAGUGUGAGGCUCUUGAAGAAUUGAUUUCUGCUGCUCAAGGAGAGCAGCAAAAAGCAAGAGUUUAAGGCUCGGGUCGCAAGAGAUUUGCAAUAAUUCAGGUUUAACAUCGGUCCUAAUUAAAGCCCUUUGAUGAUGACUCUGUUUUAUAAGCAUUUGGAGUUAGUUCCUUGGAAAUAUUUUUGGAAUUGAGAAGUACAUGUAAAUAAUAAUAAUAAUAAUAUCUCGUAAACAUAUAUUAAGCAUUCAGGCUGACAUGCUUUGUUACAUCAAAAUGUGGCUAGGUUCACACAAGUAGGAUUUUCCUGGUGAUAAUCUCUUCCUUGGGGUCAUUGGAAGAUGCUUUAGACAGAGUCAGACCCUCUAGCUCAGUACUGGCUAAAAGUGGGUUUCAUGCAGAUAUUUCUCAGUCCUUCCUGCAAAUGUCAGGGACUGAACCUGGGGCAAUGCAAGGCCUUCCCUUGAUCUGUGUUGUGCGGAUUCCUCCUGACUAGUAAUUGGAAUAUAAAUAAUGGUUCAAUUUUUAUCCGCUAAAUACGUAUGCUCUGGAUUGUUGCUAGUGUUCACAGUUGGAGCACAUCUAGCACUGCCUCCACUCCGCAGCAAGCUAUUAACACAUUAAAAUAGUCAUACAGAAUCUAAUUAAUAGUAGGCUGUUAAUGGCAAUAAAAUGGUACUGUCUCUGAUUGUAUCCCGAAUCGGUAGGAGAAAUAUUUAUUUGUUCGUUUAAAGAAAGACACAUGUCUGUUCUCCACAUGAAGUUGGCUCUUCUUACAGGAUUUUCAUUUGAAAUCUUAAGAAACUUAUCUACCAAAAGAAGCUGCAGUGAAAUAUUUUGCCAUUUGUGUUCUGAUCUUUACCAUCAGCAAAACAUUUUUUUUUUAAAUCAAAGCAAAUUAUAUUUUGAAUCCUUAGUCCCAUGUAAAGUGGCAGAUCGCACAGAAUUACAUCUAGUUAUGCUGUCACUGUGGCUCCAGAUUACUUCUGAUGACUUCAACUAAGAAAAAUAGCAUGAAUCAUCCGUCAGUUUAUUGUAAGGCACUAUAGACACUGUUGUAAAUAUAUCCUGUCUGGAAAGAUCCGAUUCCAGUAAUUGGUCUGAAAUAACUGCUGACAUCACAAAUGAUAACUCAAAGUACUAUCCUGAAAGAAAACAAUAAACCUGGGGACUAUUCCAGCUGUAUCAAGGUGUACAAAUAUUUUGCAUCAAACUCAUAAAGAGAGGUUGAGUGGCCAUCUGACAUGGAUGCUUUAGCUGAGUUUCCUACGUUGCAGGGGGUUGCAUUAGAAAGAUGACCCUGUCAGGAGAUCAGCCUACACUCGAGUAGGACCCUGGCAGAGACACAUGCCCAACUGGCAUGUUCCCUCCUGGCCGAUCGUUUGGGAGCUUCAUAAGCUUUUUUCAGCCCGAACAUCACAGCAACCGAUGCCAACAGACACCAGCACACUUAGGGAUCCUCAGAGUUUGCGCAUCAUGUGUAACAGGCCUCAGCAACUCAGCAUUUUGGCUAAUCUACUUUAUUUACAUAUAAACACACACGGAGCACUGCAACAUGGCUCCCUCUCUCUCUAGCAUCAGACAGCAAAGAGAAAAAACCAAACAACAAUAGUCCCACUUCACGGAACACAGUAACACAAACAUCCUGUCUCUGUCACUUCCCACUUUGUGGAGUCAAAACAUAUACCGUCAUGUGAAAGACAAAAAUCCCAUGACUGCAAUCAUGGAGCAGGAAUUCUAACACCCCCUUGGGGUACCUUCCAGCUCCACGCUUCUUAUGUUUUUCAGCUUCAACAAUAUUUCAUUAUGUAUCAUUUCAUGUAAUUGUAUCUUGUAUAAUUUAUAAAAAUUAUCGAUAAAACAUGUUCCAUUUACAAACAAAACAUUUAAAUAGCUACCUUUCUACUGAUAGCACAGAGGACGGGGCAUGUGCAUAGCCAGGAUUUUUGUUAGGGUGGGACAGAACCUCAUAUUUGUAUUGAUUUCUGCUGAUUUUUACUUAUUGGGGGGCAGCUGCCUCCUGCCCCCACCCAUUGGCUACACCCAUGGGGAGGCACAGAAAGGGAAUCACGGUCAGAAAAAGGUUGGGAAACACUGGUCUAAAGUAGCAGUUUGAUUUUUCCAGGAACAAGCUGGAAGUUAGUGAAGUUGCCUCAAAGGUGAUACUGGCUUUGACUGGCUUGCCCCUGUGACUGUUUAUUUAUUCAAACUGUUUUUAUCCCUCUAUUCAUUACACAAUGCAGGUUGCAGUGGAUCAGCAUUAAAAUACAUUGCCAGCAGUAAAGCACCAAGUAAGACAUCAGCAGCCUGUAAAAAUAUAAAAUAACACCACAGUAAAAUAAACUUAAGAGCAGCAGACAGUAGAGGCAAAUGAAUCACCCCAGGGCUUGGAUAAAUAAAUAAAUAACUCUUCAAUUGGUGCUGAAAGUGGAAAAGAAUUGGCCACCAAUCUGAUUUGGGAGGAGAGGGCAUUCCAGAGCCAGGAGAUCUCACCCUUUUUUGUGCCACAGCAUGUUUAAUUUCAGGAUGGUGCAGGACCAUCAGAUGGGCACCUCCCAGAUAUUCACAUUAUAGACUAGUUUUAGUUCAGGAAUUCAUCGUCCAGCCCAGUGUGAACAUUUUGCUGUACUCUGGAAGAGUGUGGCGGACUCCAAAAAGUGAACACCUCAUUUUAAAAUAUGUGACCCAGGCUCUGGCUUCCGUGUUUUUGCCUUCACAACCACCAUGGCAAGUGCAUUGCCACUGGCUGGUAGUCUUCCUCCCCAUGUCCCUGUCAAUCUUUUCUGCAGAGUAAUGAAGUCAGGUGUGCCCAGAGCUCUGUGGUUGUAUCAGGCCAAACCAGGUUCCGGAAGCUGCAGUUUCGACUUUGCCAUACAUAGUGCGGCUUCUGCACUAGGUUAAAGUGGUACCUCGGGUUAAGAACUUAAUUCGUUUUGGAGGUCCGUUCUUAACCUGAAACUGUUCUUAACCUGAGGUACCACUUUAGCUAAUGGGGCCUCUCGCUGCUGCUGCUGCGCGAUUUCUGUUCUCAUCCUGAAGCAAAGUUCUUAACCCGAGGUACUAUUUCUGGGUUAGCGGAGUCUGUAACCUGAAGUGUCUGUAACCCAAGGUACCACUGUAUUUUCUCUUGUCUUUUGACCUAACUUCAAUUCACUGAGUUACUAGAAUAAAAUGGAACCGUUUUUGUGUUUGUCUCUUUGAGAUACGGGAAAGGGCAGGAUUUAAAUGCCAUAAAUAAUGUUACUUCAGCAAGUAACAAUUUAUAUAACAGUGUAGAAUUGCAAUGCUUUUACACUCCCUGAAGUCAGAUAAUGAAACCUUUUAUCUUCAAUCUCCUUCCCCCUUUACUCUCUUCUCUUCAUUUAUUUUUUUCUUGGCAUUUUAGUAGAACAUGUCUUUGCUUAGCAAGUAACCAAUGCUAUAUGACUGUUUCCUCACUUUCAAGGUUUGGUCUCUCUCUGUGUGCGUUUUGGGAUUUUUUAAAAAAACUUGUGCGGGAAUUCCAUGCAGCAAAUUCAUACUUUUUAAUCUUUUUUGGCCUGGUGGUUCUUUUGAUUAUGUUCUGUGUCCUUGUGGCUCUAACAAAACUAUUUAAGAAUAUCUGGCUACUGUUGGGCUUUAACUCUAUAAAACUAUUGGCAAAUCUUCUAUCAGUAAGUGGAAAGCUGAGCACAAUUCUAGGGUUUCUUCUCUUUCCUGCUCCCUACAUCACACAUUCCUCACAUAGGUGUUCUAGAGAUUUAGUAGUGCUCCUGAGCAAAGUGUUUACUGAUGAAGUCAUUGGUUAGAGAACUUGGAAAGUUAAGGAGGAAAAUAGUCUGCUAGAGCCUGCUAUUUUGAGUUCAUUAUUAAAUCUUGAAUUUAUCAGAAAGACAUAUUUUAUUUUUGCAUUGGGUUUUGCCCAGUAUAAUUGUUUCUGUGAUAUAUGUGAGGUUUUUUGUGGGGGCGGGUAACUAUUUCCUAUGCCCCCAGGAUACUUGUUCAUUUUGUGCAGCCUACAGUGCUCAGAUAGAUGAAAUCCCAAAGUCAGGAAACUUCAAGCUAGCAAACACAGUGGCGCCACCCUGUCCCCAACACAUAAACAGUCACGUUUUGCGGUGAGGUAACCCAUCAACAGUAGUUUGCAUCAGCAGUAAAGAUAACACCUACACCUCACAGUAAAAUAUUACAUGCAUGUGUGCACAGGGAAUGUCUGACUUCAUAGACACAAUGCCAAAGUUCCAGUUAUUGUUUAUUGCAGCCCUAUAUGUAUGAAUGAAUGAAUGAAUGAAUGAAUGAAUCUAUCUUUAUUUGUGUCAGCCAUCGGCCAUAGCAAUAAAACAACAAUACGAUAUACAAAGAAUAAAAAUAAAAAAGGUCAAUUAUAUAAAAUAGAUUUUAGGGUUUUGAAUCAAUAGUCAAAUAGUGGAUCUUAUUCUAACUGCCCAAGCUAAAAACCUUGCAACCUUUGCUGUCACCUGCUCAUCUUGAUCUGCCAAGAGAAAGGACACUGUGGUAGUGGUUGGGCGACCCAGAAUGGACAGGAAAAGAGGGGUGAUAACCUCAUUCUUCAAGUCUUUAUAAAGAGUGCAGGCCAGAAGGACAUGCGCCACCGAUUCGGUACUGCCAUCUCCACAGGGACAUAAGCGUUUUUCGUGUGGAAUCUGUUGGAAUUGUCCCUCAAGUACAGCCGAGGGCAAUACAUUCAAUCUUGUGAGAAUAAAAGCACGUCUAUAUUUUAGAAUUGCUAGGUUAUACAGAUAGCGUGCCAGAGAGUGGAAAAUAGUCACACCAUGGGCAAAAUUUCCUUAUUGUGGCCAAGUUGUUCUGACGCUCGAUAUCAUUUAGCCCCAUAUGUUAAAAUGCCGAUAUGAACCCUUAAGGGUGGGUUCUUACUUUUAGGCCACGUUGUACCAUGCAUUACCACGUUUCACAGGCAUACCUUCUCCUGAAGAAUCUCGGGAGCUGUAGUUUGUUGAGUGUCCUUAGACUUGUUAGGAGACCCCGCAAAGAGCUGCAGUUCCCAGAGUAGCUUAACAAUAAAUUACACUUCCCAAGGAACUCUGGGAAUCUCCUAACAGCUCUCAGCACUCUUAAGAAGCCAUAUUUCCCUGGAUUAUUUGGGGAAGCCAUGAGUGAUAAAAUGACAUAAAAGUGCUUUACAUGUUUUGCCUGGGUAAUUUUAGCCUUGUUUUCACACAGCUCCUCCCUGUUCACGUGCAAAAGCAAAAGCUGUACACUGCCACAUGUGAAUGCAUAAUGUGCAAGGAUUAGGUGCAACAAUUUAUCAAAGAAUGCACUGUGGACGUGGCCUAUUGGUCUCCAGUUCUUGGCAUAAACUAAAGUAACCUUUUGGUUUCCAGUACCCUCUGAAAAGCAGCACUAUCUGUCGCUCCCUACCAGUCCACUUAAGGGCUAAUCUGAGUGCUGACAGAAGCCUUGUUCUGUAUCUUAAUUGUUUGAAUAAGUGUCCUCUCUGUCUGAGAAGUAAACACACAGCUGUUGAAGCAGCUGGAUCAAGAGAUAAUUGAAUAAUGGGCAAUUCCUGGAUAGAAAAGAUCAGACCCCGGUAGUAAAUAGAUAACAAAAUUCUUCCUAAAAGGAUAUGAGUAGGUGGACUGUUAAGAUAAUAAACUUUACUGAUAUUUGUGGGGCCAGACCAUAAGAUGAGCCUGUUGUACCAGGCGAAUGGCUCAUCUCACCAGCAUCCCAGCCUUUGGAACUCGCUCCCUAGAAAAGUUUGACUUGCUUCCUCCUUGUCAUUUCGCUGGCAGGUGAAGACCUCCUUAUUCCAACAGGCUUUGGGGAACCAACUACUUUUAAUGAAAGGGCUGGUGCCAUGCUGUUUUUAUUGCAAUUAUCUGUAUGCUCUUCGUAGGUGUUUGUGUGUUUUAAUUCUAUUAAUGUUUAAUUGUUUUUAAAGAUUUUUUUCUAUGUUUUUAUUUUAUUGGUAAGCUGCAUUGAGUUCCUGUCAGGGAAAAAGGCAGAGGUAUAAAUAUAUAAUAAUAAUCUUGUUCUCACAGUGGCUUAGCUGGACUUGGGUGUAGUAGCACUCUGCCCACCUGCUACUCCCUGGUGUUCAGAGGCAUAAUGCCUCUGACUAUGAAUGUAGAACAUAGCUUUGUCCUCCAUGAAUUUGUCUGUAAACCCUUUUAAAGCUUCCCUAGUCGGUGCUUCCUGUGGGAACAAGUUCCACCUAUACGCUGUGUGAAUCUUUCAGUGCUUAACUUCAUUGGAUGUCCAUGAGCGCAAGCAUUUUGAGAUCUGGCUUACUGUAUUUGCUCCAGUUUGUAUUUUAAUCAAAUGUAGUAGGAUGUGACUUUUAAUUAUCUAUGCAACAUCAAAUGCAUGUGGUAGUGUUGAAAACUGCAGACACAACUUUUGGUGUUUACAGGUGAUUAAAUGUUCACAGAAGACGCAAAGGGAGAUGUUGGGAACUUAUUCUAAAAACUGACAUUGAUCAUGGCAAAGUGUUGUUUAAAGCUGUGGUGGGGAUCCUUUUUCCCUACACGAAUGCAACAUUUCCUUCAGGAACAAUCUUUUGGGGCCAAAGUGCCAGUUGUGGGUCAGACCAGAGGCAAAAAGUAGGCAGAGCAAUAGACAUGGUUCUUAUAGUAAGCUGCAUUCCUGCCAUACAAAAUCCAGGUGUUUCUAUGCAUAUAUCUCUACAUACAGGAAAGCAGUAGACACUAUCCUGGUUCAAGGGCACAUCCAUCCAGGUAAAGGUGUUUGAAAGGAAUGCAGAGCAGGGUCAAAGAAGAACCACAGCCUGGAGAGAAUCCAGGGCUUGAACAGAGACUCUAGGAGGCUACAUUCAGCCCCAAGACCUGAUAUAUUGUAUUAAAUUCCUCCAAUACAAGAGGCACUCAAAUACACUUUCUCUUUGAAAUUGUAUUAUGAGGCAUGUUUUUCCCAUGGUAUGCUAGGAGGUAAGCACCAGCAACAUGUGAGGUUGGAACAGUUGUGUAUCCAGAGGGUGCCAUGUCAGAAUGCACAUUUGAACUGGGCCUUUGGUUAUGUAGUUUGUGUUUCUUCUGUCAUGGGGAAGGACUGUAGCUCACGGAUAGAUCAUUGACACGUCAGGCAAAAGGUCCCACGUUCGAUUCCUGGCAUCUCCAGGUAGGGAAGCGAAUUGCCCCCUGCAUGAAACCCUGGCAGCCGCCUCUCCAGUCAGAAGAAGAAGAAGAGUUUGGAUUUGAUAUCCCGCUUUAUCACUACCCUAAGGAGUCUCAAAGCGGCUAACAAAUUCCUUUCCCUUCCUCCUCCACAACAAACACUCUGUGAGGUGAGUGAGGCGGAGAGACUUCAGAGAAGUGUGACUAGCCCAAGUGUGACUAACCCAGUAGUUGCAUGUGGAGGAGCGGGGAAUCGAACCCGGUACACCAGAUUACAAGUCCACUGCUCUUAACCACUACACCACACAGCAUAAACAAUAUUGAGCUAGAUGGACUGUGCAUAAGGCAGUGUCAUGUGUUCCUAUGAUUGGUGACAUUCCUGUCCCCCUUCUUGUUCUCUCAUGUAAGAGCUCAGAGGCUGGCCAGAGGUAAAGCUCUGGCGAUGAGGCAAGAAAAGGUGCCGAUUUCUUUCUAUGUGCUGCUUUUGCUUCUAAUGUGCUGCUUGGGUAGGGAUAAUAUAGUCUUUUAGCCCAGACCCGGCCGGCUGCCACAGACUUCAUCCAUUGAACUCUUCAGGCCAAGGUGUCUGUUGCCUAAUCUUUUUUUUAUAUAAAUCCUUCUUUUAACUACAGUAAAAGUAAUAAAGCCCUCCUUUCCAAUUUUGUGAAAGAACCAUCCAUGAAAUGUGUCUAAUGCACUGACAUGUGUGGAAUGAUUAAAAUCCCGAGCAGACAGGGAAAGUAGAUUGUAAACCUGCAUCACUUGUGGUUAUGCAAUUGAACUGACAGUUGUUGUGUUUGAAGUGCUGUCCCUGUAAUGGAGUGUCCUUGAGCUGUCGGAGCAAUGAGUGGGUGCUGUCUUGUCAGAAGCAAACAUCCAGCUUUCUGCCGAAGUUGCCUGUUUUGCUUGACGCUCUCAAGACUCUGGUUACAGACCCAGUGCCAAUUAGCUACUUAAGCUCAGCCUGAGAGCAAAAUUUAAUACGGAUGGUCCAGGUGAAAAGAUACUGAAUAUUGAUGGAGAUGGUACCCUUCUUAUAUAUUCCUGCAUGAAUGGCACUCAAGACUCCAGCAGCUUUCCUUUUCCUUUCAAGCCAAAGCAAAUAAAUUGCCAUGCCACGCAAGCAUUCUGGGGCCUGUUUAUUGUUCUUUUUGCUUACGUUACUCUGCCAGUCUGUAAACUAGUGGUAGGCAACAUGGUCCAAACCCCUGACAAUACAACAGGUACACCUGCUAAGUGAGAUGGCCCAGUGGACCAACCUAAUAUAAAGUAAUGUGUUUGGAAGCAUUUUCUGAAGGUAGCACUUUGAUGCAGAGAGCAAAGGAGGUGGAGUGCUUAGAGCAGGCUUCCUCAACCUCGGCCCUCCAGAUGUUUUUGGCCUACAACUCCCAUGAUUCCUAGCUAGCAGGACCAGUGGUCAGGGAUGAAGGGAAUUGUAGUCUCAAAACAUCUGGAGGGCCAAGGUUGAGGAAGCCUGGCUUGACUAGGACUGGGUUCAAAUUUCACUUGGCCAUGAAGUGUGCGGGGUGACCUUUGGCCAGUCACCCAAUUUAAACUUAAUUUGCUUAAAGCUGGGGUGGGUGGGAGGAGGACCACGUACAGCAUCCAUGAGCUCCUUUGAGGAAAGAUAGCUAAUUUAUUACAUGUAUAUUCUAUCUGAUGCAUUGUUACUAUAUACAUUUUUUUCCUAGUACGAGUAGUAGACAAGAGUGUAUUAGUAGCUUUGGGGUUGGAUCCAAAAAGACUCAUAACUUAAGAGUUAUCUAUACCUUUGAGCUGUAACAGAAACCUCUCUAAGAAGUGCUGAAACUCUUCAGUAGUGUCUUUUGGGAGCAGUGUGGAAGCUGUAGUAGGAAAGAGUCAGUGCCCAUUGUACCCCCAAAUUGGGGUGCAAUCUGGAUUUGUACAAAGAAAAAUAUAAAGGACACCAACAGUGCCUGUGAGUCUUUUGUAUGCUUGGAGGCCUUUAGCACAUGUCAUGGGGAGGAGGUGUGGCUCAGUGGUGAAGCCCAUGCUUGGCCAGCAGAAGGUUGCAGAUUGAGUCCUUGGCAUCAUCUCCAGAUAAGGCUUGGAGACCUGGCUAGCCACUACUAGUCAGGGUAGAAAUGCUGAGCUAGAAGGAUCAGUGGUCUGACUUUGAAUUGGAUGAUCCAUCUGGAAAAGCCGAAGUGUCUGUGUGUACACUGCUCACACUCAUCUCAGGAAUAUUUUCCCAUCUCCAAAAAUGGAAACUAAUUACAGCCAUUCGAAUGAUCCCAAAAUCCAAUUGUAUUUACUUGAACAGAUGCAGGGGACAAUUGUGUUUUUACUACAGAAGUAACAGAUGCAACAAAAUAUGUCUCUCCUGUAUUGGUUUCUGUAGCCACAGCAGGUACUGUAACCCUCCAACAGUUUGACUUCACCCCCAAAGGCACAAUUCUCUACUACUGUGUGAAACUGUGUACCCGUCAUCAGUAUUUGCAAUUUUGUUGAGUGCCUUAAAAUGUCCACCCAUUUUUUUUAUAGCCUAGCACAAAGAAGGCUUAUGUUCUGUAUGCGGAGGGACACACACUUGUAAAAUUUCACCUCACCACUAGCACUAGAUUUUGGCUUUGUAGGGCUGGAUAUGAUGUCAAAAGGGACUUGUAUGUGUGUUUAUGUAUUUAAUGAUCAUCUUGGACUUUUAAUAUUCAGGAAUAGAGGGGUAUUUGAAAGUUACUGAAAUUUAUCUAACAUACUGGUGACUGAAAAAAUAAUAAUAAACAUGGUUUAAGAAGCCUGGAAGGAUCCACUUACCAGAAAGUAUUAGAAAAACUAGUAUGUAAAUUUAGAAAAAUUACCAAAGAAACCAUGGAUGCAAAGUAUAAAAUCUUGAUUUCUUUUUGAUGACUAUCUGGUCACCCCAUAACAUAAUUUCUUUGGGUGGCUCACAAAACAAAUGUUAUUGAAAUAAAAUACAAAAUGAUAAGUAAAACACAGCUAUUUAAAACUAAAUGUAAGUUCAUAAGUUAUUUAAAAGUUCUGGGUGGGCAAAAAGGUAGUCAACUUGUGCUAUAAAGACCCAAAAGAUGGCUCCAGGUGAACCACUCUUAAGAAGACUGUUCAUAACUGGGGUGCCAUUACAAAAAGGCCCUCUUCCUUCCUACCUCACUUCAUUUAGCAAGUAUACAUAGAGCAGGACCUCUGAAGAGAAUCUUGAAAAUAGCCCCAAACAAGUGUGUUAAUGACAGGCAUUAAGAGACUCCAAUACUUUGGCCACCUCAUGAGAAGAGAAGACUCCCUGGAAAAGACCCUGAUGUUGGGAAAGAUGGAGGGCACAAGGAGAAGGGGACAACAGAGGACGAGAUGGUUGGAUAGUGUUCUCGAAGCUACCAGCAUGAGUUUGACUAAACUGCGGGAGGCAGUGGAAGACAGAAGUGCCUGGCGUGCUCUGGUCCAUGGGGUCACGAAGAGUCGGACACGACUAAACAACUAAACAACAACAAAGAGAAACACAGAAGAGUGUUCAAGCUCUGUGAAAGGCAAAUAGAGUGGGAAAUUCAAAGGUGAAUUGUAGUGCUUGACAAAUGGAACAUUGACUGAAAAAUAUACCAAAUAGGGUGAUUUUUGUUCCUUGGCCAUUAGUAAUCACCAUUGGCAUAAAUCAAUUAAAUAAGAAAAAAAUACUAUAUCUUAGUCAAAUAAAAUAUAAAUACUAUGUGGCACCUUCUAGGUGCAAGAUGACACCUGGGAAAUUGAAGCACCGCAGAUGUGGUCUGUUAAGAGAAAAUGCAAUCAUCUUCAGUUUUAAAAACAGGAUUUCUGGUGAGUAAUGUUGAUGUGGCGUAAUAGACAGCUUAAAUCCUAUCCUAACCAGAGAUUGACCUAGCUAGCCUCUGUUACAUUUUGCAGCAUCAAUAUCCAGAACAAACUUUAGAUUGUAAAACAGUAGAAAUGUUGUGUAGAUAACUGUCAGAGAGCAUCAGGUAAAUGAGAAACUACUUGGUUUUAUCUUAACCUCAUUAUAUCUCCUAGGAGAUAGCAAAAUAGAUCAGUGCUAAUUGAACCACAGCUGUACUUCUUGAUAGAAAUUGCAGGGGACAAUUGUGUUUUUACUGCAGAAGACUGACACAGUUACUCUGCCUAGCUUGUUUCAGAGACUGAAACCCCAUUGUCUUAAUGGUCCUGUUCUGAAAGCUAAUGCUACUACUUUAUACAAUAAGCUGUUUAACUAACGUGAUUAAUUUGACACAGUAGCCCUAUGUACAAGUGUUCUAUUUAAUGAGCAUGUUGAGGGGGCAGGGGGCCAUGCUGAGUAGCACCACCACCAGCCAUGCUGAGCAUGCUUGGUAGUGUUUCUCGCUGGCAUGUACACACAGCACAAAUGUCUGCUGGAAGGGGGGCCUUUACAAGUACACCUGUUCUCAAAGGCCAGCAACUAUUUCUGCUGUGUGCAUAGAUGCAAAGGCAAGAGCUACACAGCACAGCCCUGUUUUCCCCACCCCACCCCACCCCCAAUGUGUUGGUUUAACUUGUAAGUAGAACUUCGAGGUAGGCCUUUUCUAGUCCUAGAUUUUAGGUAUUCAGUCACCCCAUGUGCACAGAGGGAGUUGAGAUGGUAGCCUGGCCAGCUAGCUUGCUGCAUUCUAAUUGCUGUUGAUUGACAAAAUAUGCCUCCAGUUUUUGUGGUCCAUUUCCUUCCUGUGCAUUAGAAUUGUUGAUGUUGCAAUGUUUCUUUUAUAUAUAUAUGCAAAAUUCAACUAUUUCCAUGCGUGACAAUCAAUUCUGCUCAGACCUGUCUUCCCUCAUGCCCCACCCCACUGCCUCUCUUCAAGGAUGUUGGAAGGAUAAAGAACAGUUCAAAUGCUUAACGAUGGCCAAGAGAAAUGAUUGAUUGUCUUAUUCUACUACCCUUCUAAAUGGAAUUAUUUAAUAAUGGAAAAGUAUGGACUUGACAAGUUCCUCAUAGGAAGUUUAUGACCCCCCCUCCCUCCCUCCCUCCCUCCCUUUCUGUCUUCACUUGUUCUACCAUGACUGUUCAUCAUCAUUUUUUGAAAUUUAUUUAGAUUUAUAACCUGGUACAUAAUACCAAAGGGAACUAUCCAGAACCUGUGUUUAUGCCCUAAAGGCCUAUUCCUAAAUGGGAGUGUAAGAACAUGCACGUCCUAUCCGCUGAAAUAUCAGUGCAACAACCAUCUCCUACUCCUUAUUUCUGCAGAUUCAGGGGGCUUCCCAGUUGCAUGAAACAUAAAUAUUUGGGGAAGUCAACCUCUACGUUUUCUCGAGGCCUGCCAUGGUGCAUUCAAGUACCGUAAAGCAGUCACAGUUCUGUGGUGGGCAGUAUGUAACCCAGCUGAAAAGAAGGGCUAAUGUAAUGUACUAGGGGUCUCCUCGCCCCUGUCCCUGCGUGAACCCUGCACUGUUCCCAAAUCUGCUCUGGAGAGUUUGGUGAACCCCCAGAAGAGAUGUUGGGGGGCAUGUGGCAGGAUGAGAGGUGGGGAUUGUUCCAUUCUGCAAAGAGAUCUCCUGCUGGGGACAAAAUGAGCUGCAUAGCACUGUGUUGAAUAUAACCCUAAAUGUUUGACGAUGCGCAAAGUAUAGAAGAGAUGUAUUAUUUCUUAUUUCAAAUUGUUUUCUUAACAUUCCAAGGAGGUUGACUGUCUAAAUACAUCAAGUUAAAAAAGCAUUAAUAAACAACAAGAACAUGACAAGGAAGCAGAACAAAGUAGCCCUUAAAAUGAGACCAUUCAAUAGGCAGGUUUGGGACGAGCUAAGCCUCCCUGGAAUCAGCUGGACCCCGAGCCAGUCCCACUACUGCCAUGCCCCCCUCCACCUUGAAGCCCCAGCUGCCAUGCUCUGCUGCUCCUCAAAGUCCUGCCACUCAGUGGCCAGAGUCUGGAUCAUUCACUAAACUCUCUGUCAUGCCAGUUCUGAAAUUCAGAUCCUGAUGCCAUGCAAGGUAUCAAUUCCUGCCAUAGUGAAUAGUGCAAUGGCAGCACCCCAUGAAAUCUGAGGAUGGACAUCGACAUGUCCCAGGAAAAAUUAAAUUUCUCGUCAUUGUAGUUUUCCAAACUGCAGGGAAGGAGGCGUGUGUACUCUGAGCUGGGAUAGAUUUCUAGUUUUAAAAGUGCAAAGUAACUCAAUUGCAAUAUACUAUGUAGAGCUAUGAGAUAAGCCUUACAACAAAAAGGAGAUGCCAGAACAGGAGUUGGCAAGGUUUACCUCGCCUGGGCCGGUUUACUCCCGCGGAGAUUGCUCAGUGGGCCAGUUAACGUCUGUGCAGAUGCAAUUCCCAGUGUCUGCAUCUGUCCAGAUGCGAUUUCCGGCGCCAUGGAAGCGAGUCCCCGCUCCACUCUGCACCGGUUUAGCACAGCAUGUAGGGACUCACCGAGUGGGUGGCUCGGUUCUGGGGUGGCUCGUGGGCCGUUUAAACGACCCUUGUGCUAGAAACUCCUUUUGAAAGCCUACAUGAAGAUUUAGAUCAAAUUAGAUGGUAAAGCACUCUGCUUAAUAGCGUUUUGUGAAGCCCUGCAGUAUUCUUUUUAACGGCCUUCAACCUAUUUCAUGACAAAAUAUACCAUAUUUUUCUGUGUAUAAGACGACCCCUAUUUUUUUUAACCCAAAUUUAAGAAAUUAAGUUGCUUAGCUUUUUUUGGGGGGGGGGUCACUUCCGCCAGUCCCUCACCCACCUGCCCACCACUGUCGAUCGCUUGCCACAGCCAAUCGCACACGUCUCCGCAGCCGCCAAUUGUCUGCCCGCUCACCGCCACCAACAGCCCACUGCCCACUUGCCACUGCUGCCAAUCACCACAGCCACAGCCAAUCGCCAGCAGGCCUUGCUGCAGCCGCCAAUCACACGCCCAGUCGCCGUUGCCAAUCUCCCGCUUGCUGCUGCCAUUAAUCGCACGUCCCCCCUCUGCAUUCACUAUCUGUGUAUAAGACAACACCCAAUUUUUGCCCCCCCCUUUUUAAGCAAAAAGCGCCGUCUUAUACAGGGAAAAAUACGGUAUCUGCUUUCACUUAUUUCACUUCCAGUUCUAAAAUCAUGUGUGGGUGGAAAGAGAAGAGUUGUGUUGUGAAGUGAAGAGACUGGGGCUUGUUUAUUUGUAUAGUGCGGAUCUUUUCUUAGCUCUUUGCGUGUUGUCGAAAUGAAGUGCUUGGAUUUCCUGUGGAUUUCUGCUACUGACACAUUGCUUUAAAUGAACAAAUUUACUUUCAAUCAAAACUCUGAACGUUCAUUCGGUAGCAACUUAAAGGUUUCCCUCGUCUUGUGAAAACAGCUUUAAUGGAAUCCACUCUAGCAUAAAGGUCACCUUCUUUUUAAUGACUUGCUUUUUACUUUCAUACCCUUGGCAAUUGAUAGAGAUUGCGCAGUAUGAGACGCUGAAUGUCUUCAGGUAUUGGAUUUUUAAACAUAUGUGCUUUUGAAAGGAAAUGUAUAUUUUUCCCUGGGUGAGGCGGACAGUGGCCAUAAAUUACUGCCUGUUGACCACUCAGGGAUGAUGGUCUGUAAGUGCAUUGCCGUGUGUGUCAUCAUGGAUAAGUUUUUUGUUUGUUGCAGUAUAACUGUGUGAUGAAAUGAUGGCAUUCAACAGCACAAAAAUUAUACAGCCUGCUGUGAUGUUCAGUCUUAUAUCCUGAUCUUUCCUGGUCGGUCCAUAAGCAGCAGAGAACCCAGGGAGUGGAGUGAGAGUCUUGACAGGUUUGUGACAGGAGUUGGUUGCGCAAGGCCUUCAGGAGGGUUAAUUCAGAUACAGAAGCAGGAAGGGUUUGUAGAUAAAGGCAUCUGUCACUCAGCCCAACAUUGGUGAGAGAGUCCUUAAAAAUGGACUGUGAUAUACAACCUUUGUCCUUCCCAUCAGGGAUUCAUCAGGUCCCUUACUGACCACCAGCCUGGCAACUUUACUCUUGAGGAGACCAGAAUGUCUUGCUGUAAGUAGUAAGUUAAGGUUCAGAGAGGUUUCGGCCACAAAGCUCCAUUUAGUUUCAACCUCUUUUUUUCCGUUUGCCUUCUUCCUUUCCUUCUAUCCUUAAUAAAACCAUUCAUUCAUUCUCUUUACUGAGUUUACAUUUAUCUUUACAUUUAUCAAAAGAGAAAGAAACACACAAUUUGCUCUCAAUGUAUUUCCAAACCAGUUUUCUCUCCCCGCCCCCUCCAACCUUAAGAGUCAGCUGGACUCAUCCAACUUUCUGUGAUACUUUACUUCAUUAAGGAACAACUCAUAAUUUGUAAUGGUAAUAUUGCUGAUCAAUGGCAGAGAAAGACAAACAUAGGAGACUGCAGCCUUGAGAGGCAGAAGGAGCAGGUAAAUUGCUUGGAGCAGAUGACUUAUGUCCCCUCCAAGAAACAAAAAUGAUGAAGACAAGAUCCCAGACCACAUUGCAGCAAUAACUUAAUUAUAAAAACAAUUGUAACUAUAAAGCAAAAAUGUGCAAAACAUUCCGUGUCUAAAAACAGUUAAAUUUGGUUCCAGUGCAGUAUUUCCACAGUAUUUUGCAAAUCUCAGCAAAAAUGGGUGUAGUAAAGAGCCCAACUAUCAUUACUGGUAAUUGUAUUAAGAUCUUCAGGUAUGCAGUAUUUUGGUAUUUUUUAAGAAGCCUUUCAAAUGUGGAGCAAUUUGUUUUCAAAGGUUGCUUCCAUCAGAAAUCUCAAAAGAAUCUACAGUUUGUGAUAGAAAAGCUUUUAAACAAACUAGGAGACACAGCUUCCUUGAGGAAUCUGAAAUCCAGUUCAUGUUGGCUCCACAUUCCAUCAUACAUAGACUGUGAGAAAGCCAGUGUGAAUGGACUUGUGGGUAGGGUGUCUGAGGUAGGUCUAGAGUGAAAGUCCUACCAGUUACAAGGGAGAAGGAAGGGAAUGUACCUCUGCCUAAAGUUUUGCUCAGUUGGAUCGGGGAACUUUGCUAAUAUGAACUUAGAUGAGCUUGGGAAAUGCAUAGCUUUCUUGCCCCUGAGAGUCAGCUGUUUCCCUGGACUGUGAUUUGUGUGCUUGUAAAAAUCAGCCUUCGGAGGCUUUUUAUAUAAGCCGUAAUUAGGAUUCAGAACUUGUAUGUGCAGCAGGGAACACUUUUUCGGGAGGGAGGGAAUUAUUAUCUGUAGGUUCUUCAUUGUACAUGCAGAUAUUGGCUUGAAACUUAACCAUUUUGGCUCUGCUCUAGUUAUAUGUUUUAAAUAGACCCUCCUAGGUUAAAGGAUCUGCCAUAAACCGUGACCAUCAUAUGCGGCACUGUAUUUUGCUUAGAAACGGCACCAUUUUGUCUUGAAUAGCAUUCUUCCUUGUGUCUUUUGUAAUAUUUUAGCUGUUUCUUUUUAAGCUUACUCCAAAUCUCUGCCUUCUUUCAUGGCAGAACAAACAUUCCUCUCUCUGUGUCACCUUUAUUGUUUAUAUUAGUUUUAGAAGUUUUGGCACAAGGAAUAAGAUGCAAUCAAGAGAUUAAUGGAAUAAGGGUGGGACAGAGACAAUACAAAUUAAAAGCAUUUGAAGAUGACUUGGUGAUCUCUGUAGAAGAACCAAUAGAGUCAGUUCCGAAAUUUGUUUGGAGAAAUAGCAGGUCUUAAAAUUAAUAAAGAUAAAACCAAGCUCCUGGUAAAAAACAUGAAUGAUGAGAGUAAAAAUCAAUUACAAAAUAUAUCAGUUCUAAAGAUUGGAAAGAAGGUUAAGUAUUUAGGUGUAUGAUUAAUAGCAAAGAAUAUGAAUUUAUAUAAAGAUAAUUAUUUGAAAACCUGGGAUUAUUAAAAGAAAUUUGCAAAUGUGGCGUAGAAUGAAACUUUCGUUGCUGGGCAGAGUGUCGACCAUAAAGAUGAAUGUAUUAUCAUGAAUGUUAUUUUUGUUUCAAGCAAUACCAGUGAUCUGCAAGACAGAUUGCUUCAACAAAUGGCAAAAAGAUAUUUCUAAAUACCGUAUUUUUCGUUCUAUAAGACGCACUAGACCACAAGAUGCACCUAGUUUUUGGAGGAGGAAAACAAGGGGGAAAAAUAUUCUGAAUCUCAGAAGCCAGAACAGCAAGAGGGAUCGCUGCGCAGCGAAAGCAGCAAUCCCUCUUGCUGUUCUGGCUUCUGUGAUAGCUGCGCAGCCUGCAUUCGCUCCAUAAGACGCAUCUCCAUAAGAAGAUCACAGAGAUCUUCUGAGGGGGCACUUUUGGUGGUUUUCCCCGAGCCCUAAGGUUGGGUUGGCCUUCGCUAACCACCAAAUAGUGGUUCAGUGGGAACUAUGUCUCCCUUCUUUCAGAUGUCUUUUGAAAACUAUAAUGUUUAGACAAGCCUCUGCAAUACUAAUUUUCUCUUCUUAAACCAUCAGCAUAUAUCAAUGUUUUAUUGAUGUUUCUAACGAUGCUUUUAUGGGUGCUUUUUAGUGAUCUUAUUUUUGUACGUUGUAUACUGCUUUGAUGUAUUUUUUAUGGAAGUGUGGAUUAUAAAUCUGCAAAUAAAUAAAUAAAUCUGUUAGGAAUGAAAACAGGAUUGGUUGUGUGAGUAUGCCUUGAGCAUUGGGAGUUGUAGCUCAAUGACACCUGGAGACCCAAGGUUAGGAGAAGCUGGUCUAGAUGAUAAAGAUGUCUACAACUUGUCCUUUAAGUGGUUGUGUCAAUUUAUUGCCAUGGGUCAGCUUUUAUUGUUUAGAGCCUCAUGAAAGGGAGGGACUAGGAAACCCGCAUUUAAUUGAUGUUAUCAGGCAUAUGAAGGGCAGUGAUUAAUAAUGCAUGGUCCUGCUUUUGUAUGUAGAAAGUACAUCAAUAAAGUAAAUUGUAUGAAAAAGUGUGACCUUUUUCAGGAUCAAGGGGAGAGCCCGAUGAAUAAUUCAAAGUGCAUCUCAACCUGGAAGGUGUAAACCUGAUAGUUCUGAUAAUGCGGUAGUGAAUUAGCUGUAUAAGUUUGCACUUAACCGCUGUUGUCAGGGUGUUCUCGAAACCAAGAGAUAAUUGGAACAUUAUGGAAAAUCAAGUUGACGUUAAAUAAGUCUGAAAAGAAACUAUGUUGGCUUUUUAUAAAUGUAUUUAGCCAACCGGCCCGUCGUUUUUUUUUUAAGCCUGGAAUCUCAUUACCUUUUAUAAUUUAGGGGUGAUCAAUGUGUACAUUAAAGCGUCCGGUGCAUUUUGUACUGGCAUAGCUAGUAAAAAAAUCUAUACUGCAGAUGUAAUGGGGGAAAGUCACUAUGUAAGUCACAGAGGUGAAUGGAAAGGGUGACAGGGCAAGUGGCAGAAGUUCACCUCUAACUUUCUUGCACAUCUUGUAGGAGCUGACCCAGGUCAAAAAUCUGGCGCCCUCCAAAUGUUUUAGAAUAUAACUCCAAUCAACCCCAGCCACCAUUACCAAUAGUCAGGGAUGAUGGGAGUUGCAGCCAAAAGCAUCUAGAGGGCACCAGAUUCUGUAAGUUGGUUUAGCACUGCCUGUAUAAGUUAGAGUACAGUGGUACCUCGGGUUAAGAACUUAAUUCGUUCUGGAGGUCUGUUCUUAACCUGAAACUGUUCUUAACCUGAGGUACCACUUUAGCUAAUAGGGCCUCGCGCUGUCGCCGUGCCACUGCCAUGUGAUUUCUGUUCUCAUCUUGAAGCAAAGUUCUUCACCUGAAGUACUAUUUCUGGGUUAGCGGAGUCUUUAACCUGUAGCAUCUGUAACCUGAGGUACCACUGUAUCCUGAGACGUGGGCUUGCAAACACCCCUCUCCCUCUUCCUUCUGCAGUAGUACGAGAGGAGGACUUAGGCACACAAUCCAGAGUUGUUCCAUGCAAACCAAAGAACAGGGUUUAGCACAAGCCAUCUUUAUCAUCUUUGUCUUGAAGAUUUGAAAUUAACCAGAGUUGGUUAUAAGCCACAAAAUCUGGUUUGUAGGAAACAAGCCAUGAUUUGGUGAAAGCAACACUAAAAACUGCUAGGAGGGAAAGGGAAGAGGGCACAGACUCAAGUUUUUCUGUAGCUUUUCCCAGUUCAUGCACACAACACUAAGCCAUGGUUUAGUGCUCUGUGUCAACUGGGCCGCUUUGGUGGGGUUUUUUUAGGUUGCAGGACUCUCCUGAAAAAUCAGCGGUUGUAAUAGAGAAUCUUUCUCUCUUCUCUGCUGCACUGAGCAGGCACUCAGCCAACCAGCCAGUCAGUCUGCAGACCUGCUUCCCACAGAGAGAAAAAAUGUCUCAUCAAGAAAGAAAAGCGUGCUUAAUCUGGUAAGGUCAGGAAGAGAAUGGAAGAGACAGGAUGAGAAAGAGGGAGGAGUAAAGUUUCAAAAAAUGUUUGGUGAAUGUAGAGAGGACAUCUGUCAUGGAUGCUUUAGUUGAGAUUCAUGCACUGCACGGGGUUGCAAUAGAUGACCCUCUACAAUUCUAUGAUUAUGUGAAAGUAGAAAUUUAUUUGGAAGUUCACAGAAUGCAUUCAUGCUGGCUGUUGUUAACACCACAUGAAGUGAUUGUAGCAUUUAACCUGAACAUGUUUGUGACCAUGUGUUGAUAUUAACGGCUGACAGACUGACAGCUGUGUCAAACAGCCCUUUCACAAAGGAGCAAUAAAACCCUUAAACAAAAAUGUAAGUCAUUAUGCAACACCUAAGCAGCCUUCAUUGUUACUUUUUGCCACUGUAACUUGACUAACUUGAUUAUUUAAAAUCCUUGUGUUGCUUUGUAAGCCUUCAACAAUAUGUGAAACUUUUAAAGUGUUUUUGGAACACAAGGGCCAUUGCUGGUUUCAUCAGCCACCCAUAUGUGAACAUGUGUGCAGUGAUCGUCUUUAACUGAAAGGGUUAAGGAAAGGUUAUGCAGUGCAAUGCUCAACAAUCAAAUACUUUUAAAAACAGCAGCAUGUUUCUUUAAUUUGUUAAUCCUAUCUGAGAAUUUAAUGAACCCCGCUCUCCAUGGUUAUGACAUGGAUAUAUGUGCACAUACCAGGAGGCAGGGAUUCUCUUAAGCUGGAUUUCUCAACCUCGGCCCUCCAGAUGUUUUUGGCCUACAACUCCCAUGAUCCUUAGCUCCAAAACAUCUGGAGGGCUGAGGUUGAGGAAGCUUGCUCUUAAGUCAAAUGUCACAUGUGAUGUUCAAUGCAUCAUGAGAAUCUGCUUUGGUGGGUGUGCAGGAGGGAUCACAUGUAAACCUUUGUAGCACUCAAAGCAGAUCUUUCUAUUAUCCUACCCAGUAGGGCAGGGACGCAGGUGGCGCUGUGGGUUAAACCACAGAGCCUAGGACUUGAUGAUCAGAAGGCCGGCGGUUUGAAUCCCCGCGACGGGGUGAGCUCCCGUUGCUCUGUCCCUGCUCCUGCCAAUCUAGCAGUUUGAAAACACAUCAAAGUGCAAGUAGAUAAAUAGGUACUGCUCCGGCAGGAAGGUAAACGGCGUUUCCGUGCGCUGCUCUGGUUCGCCAGAAGUGACUUAGUCAUGCUGGCCACAUGACCCAGAAGCUGUACCCAGAAGCUCCCUUGGCCAAUAAAGUGGGAUGAGCGCCACAACCCCAGAGUUGGUCACGACGGGACCUAAUGGUCAGGGGUCCCUUUACCUUUACCUUUACCCAGUAGGGCAGUUUUUCUACAGUGUAAUGGAAAGUUUUAUUGCAUGCUUAAACCGCAAUCCUGUGCAUAUCUACCCUUGGGAACAAAAUACGUGAACACCAUGGGACUGACUCUUCAGUAAGCAAGCAUAGAACUUGUAAGUUUUAAAAGCAGCUAUAACCUUGCACAUUUCAUCACCGUGACAAGGAAUGAUUUGGUCACAAUAAUAAAACUUUAAUUUUGGUUUCGAAGAGAGUUUCUGCUACAGUGAUAUGAGAGGCAGUUUUAAGAUUCUGAACUUGGGACAUGCCUGCAUUGGAUUUUUGUUCGGAAUUGCUACUAGGAUGCUAUCUUUAAGAGCAGCCUUCACCAUUCUGGCACUUCCAUCAUUCCUGUAGUCCUACAACAUCUAGAGGUUCCAGAUGAAGCCUUAGUGAAGGCUGUCUAAGAGGAUAUGCUUCAGACAAGAGAUGAUUUAUUUUCUCAAGUCCAUCUUAUCAAUGCUGCUUAAGGGGUUUUCGACACACGAGUUAGUGUGAACAUCCCUUUUGAAGAAAAAGGAUCUUGUCAUGUGAAAAAUGUGGACGACUCUUUGUGGGUCUGCCCUUGGUUCUAGUGCACUAUGCGUAAGUUUAUAAAUCUCUGUUGUGUCAGCCCUUGCCAUGUUACUAAACAUGGAAAAGUCCCAAAUGUGACCUUUUCUCCAUGGUAGGGUUGUUCAAUCCUUUUUCCAGGUGGACAAUUUCCAGAACUAUAUAUUGUUUCAAGUGUAGUUCCACCGUAGAUUAUACAAAACAGUGCACCGUGUUAUUGGCAAAUUUAUUUCUGAUCCCUUCCCCAAUGAUCCAAAGCAUGGAUCCUGGUUUGUCACCACCAGCUCAGACCCUUCAAUGUAUAGUGAAGGGAUUUAACUAGCAGAUAUGCCAAGGAAUCAAAUUUUCUGUAAAUAUCCGUUUUGCUCCAAAGUCAAGGAUUUUGUUUAUUUGUUCGAACCCCAGGGUGUGUCAUUGAACACUUGAUCACUUUAUAGAUUUCAUGGAGUCAUAGACUUGGAAGAGACCACAAGGGUCAUCUAGUCCAAACCCCUGCAAUGCAGGAAUCUUUUGCCCAAUGUGGGGCUCAAACUCUCAACCCUGAGAUUAAUAGUUUCAUGUUCUACCGCCAUUUUAUUAAGGGUGUGCUUAUUUUCAGUAAACACCCCCCAUGCAUGAAAUGGAGAGGAAAUUUCUUGUUAUUUUCUGCAUGGCUGUGCAUAUUUUGAAGAAAUCUUUGGGGUGGGAGGGAGUUGGCUUGUUUUUCUUUACAGCCAAGGUGUUCAAAGGUAGGACUUUUACCCAGUUUUUUUUUAAAUGCAACCACAGUCAGUUGCCAGUGAACCUCUCCACAUCUUUCUGUUCUCAGCUCCUUCUGGACUCAUUCCUCCUUCUGUGCCAGGUCACCCUGGAAACAACACUAGUGCUGAUCUGGCACAGGAAGGGCAAUGCGACUGGAAGAAAGUCAGAGGGCUGCAGUGAUGGAGAGACUUGCCAGCCACUGAUCACAACUAUUGAGACUUUAUUCUAAGGGGGGGGGGGGAGAGAAUUACCCUUAGUGUUCUCAUCUGUAAACCCAGCUCUAUCCCAAAAUUCUCUGAUUUCUCGCAUGCCUCCUAACCCUUUGGAGAUACUGUCUUUUUGUCACCGCUCACAAAUACUAUAAUUCAGUGAGACGGAAAAUACCUGCCUGGCGCUACAGUUGAUUGUCCUUUAACACAGUUUGGAGGGGUUCUUUGGGAGCACUUCAUAAUGUCCAUUUUGUUUGGGGUGUCACCCACAGACUUGACCAACUUAUUGCUCAGCCUUUGUUGUCCAAUGGUCUGUUCAUCUCCCUAGCUGGUUUUCUGCUUCUGGUUUAUAAUUUUAUUGCUGUUGUGUCUGUUUCUAAUGAUGUUCCCCAUACUCUACUCUGUGUGUGUGUGUUGUGUGUGUGUGUGCUCGUGCGCACUGAGAGAGUGAGAGGGAGGGAGGGUUUACAUUUGAGCAAAACUUCAUUCUGCUGAACGAAACUUUCUUGCCUCCAAUAGCUUCUUUGUGCUUUAUAACCACACUGGCAUUGGCUUUGGCUAGGUGCUACCUUUUCUAAUCUGUGGUAUAUAUUUUAGCUGAGUUUCUAUUGUGGUUUUAAAUAACCCUCAGUCUUUCCAUAGAGAUUUGCCUCUCCUGACUUUCCCUUUAAACUUGUUUUUUUGUACUAUUCCCAUCCAUCUUUUUUAGAAACUCUGUUUGGAAAUCAAAUGUGCUACUUUGGGCUACUUUCAGCAUUGCACUGAAGAAUAAAUAGAACAAUUAAUUUUGCUUCUCUGGCUGGACUCAUUAUCUGUAAGCCUACUUCAAGUGGACUCUGCUCUGCUCAGAUACCAGAAAGGAGCAACACUCUUCUGUGAAAUGGAGAAUCAAUCUGACACUGCAGGAAGAACUUGCUCUGCUCUGUAACACACUUAGCAUAAUUGUUAUUCCAGUGCUGCUUUUUAUCAUUGCACUUCUGAAAAAAAGAAAAUCUCCAGAAAUACAUGCAUUUGUUCUGUGCAUAGAAUUUGAUUUGACUGGAAGGCUAAUCAAUAAAGUUCUAUAUUUCAUUCUUUGUUCCAUGCAUUCAAAGUUACACUUACACAGACUUCCAAAGCUAUGGAUGGAGAUGGGAAGUUGGCAGAGAAAAAAGACACUUCUAGACUGCCCAUAUCUUGGAGGUGGGAUUCAGUCACAUACAGUAGUACCUCGGUUUAAGAACAAUCCUGUUUAUGAAUGAUUUGGUUUACGAACUCCAUAAAACCGGAAGUAGUGUUCCAGUUUGCGAACUUCACCUCAGUCUACAAAUGGAAACCAAACAGUGGAAGGGCACCAGUGGCGGGAGGCCUCAUUAGGGAACGCGCGCCUCGGUUUAAGAAUGAAUUUGGUUUAAGAACAGACUUCAGGAACGGAUUAAGUUCGUAAACCUAGUUACCACUGUAUUGGCAAAUUCAGGCUGCACACUUAAAACUGAUUUGGAGAUCUCGCACAAACUCACUUCACCAAAUGACCGGACUUCAUGCGAUAAGGAAAUUGACAGGAAAAUGCAGUGGGAAGUAUGGGAUAACACUUGCUUUGGUGCAAAUUCAUCUAUCCCUGCUGCCUGCCCACCCCCAAAUCAGCAUGAAUGCUCAGUACACAAGUUGUCUGGAAGCUCCCCAUAAGGGAAACUUGUAAUUUAACUGGGAGGGGGAAAUGUGAAACCAGCUUGAAAACAGUUCUGUCGCUGAUUCCCGUUAUGUUACUGGAUGGUUCCAAACCCUUCUUGAGUUCCAUCCUUUACUGUAUGCCUGUUUUAAAUCUCCUGUUGACACGUGCCCAUACUGUACAAUAUCAGUCUCACUUCAUCCAAGUAUUAAUCUCCUGGACUGAUCUCUUGAAUUAAUUCUCACAUUGAUGUAUCAUCUUUCUUUACAGUUGGGUAAAGACCAUAUUAUACAGAAUUAAGAUGGUAUUUUUGGCAGGAACGUUAAUGAAACUAAUUAGAUGGGCCGUGGGCCAAUUGUGCUUCUAAAAUAAAUGAGGUAUUCUAAUGCACUGGACUUGCAGAAUCUAUAUCAUCUUUUCUUUUCUAGCCACUCAUAUGCAUUGUACAUGAAAGGGAAUGAACCCUUUCCUGUGGUGGCAAGAAUUUUCUGACUGACUAUACUAUUAUCAGAGUUUAGGGUAUAUUCCAGCAAGUUAGAGUGCAAAGCAGAGUCAGUGAGGGGUGUGAUUUGGUCAGGAUAUUGACUGCAGGAAAAGUCCCAAGGGCAACAUGUCAAGCAAAAAUCUUAAAGGAAGAUCUCCAUGCAAUGGUUCUUGUACUUAUUUCCAUGACAAUUUAUGGCAAAACAUGCAGUAAAUAUUAAACUGAAAUAAAUCAUCAUGUGGAUUUGGGGCCCCCAAAUCUGCCUAGCCUCCUUGACCCAGGGGCUCCUUCAUGAGAGCCCGUGUUUAUUUAGAUAUAUUUGCCAGACAUCCAGAUAUGUCCUAAAAGUAAAUGGCAACGUGCGACCUCUACUGAAUGGUUUCACUUGCAGGCUUAUUUUACCAUAGGAUAAAUUUGUUCCCUGGAUGACACUACUGAUCCAGAUGAUAUUUGUGUGUGAAAUUGUGCUUCCUGACCUAGACAGACUCCUAUUAGCUUGUGCAGGAGUUCUCUGAUGAAUGUAAUCAUGAGACAUCUUCUUGGUCAAAGUAUGUCACUUGGGCACUCUCUCUUUUGUCCUAUUUGAGAGCACAGGGUGUGAAUCAGGGGUGAAUCUGGAUGUCAAGAUUUGGCUGAAGGAAUACCAUGGUACCAUCCUAUACUUUCUGGCUUUCUUGCGACAUGAAGUUUCAUAGGCAGAAUCCUAUUUCUUCAGAUGCAUUGUUGAAAUGCCAGCCAUUUUUCUUUACGCUAAUUAAAUUGAAUAAGGGAAGGUGAGAAAAAGUAAAAAAUCAUUUCUCCUAAAAAAACAACUUCUGAAGUCACUAAAAAAAAUUUUUUUAUCGUUCUUAGCUGAUAACAGAUAAUUGUGCCAUCUGUUGCCCAUAGGUUUGGGGAUUUUGUUUGUUUUUUAAAAAAGACGACGACAUAAUGGUUUCCAGCUGCUCAUAUGUGGAUAAAUUGGAGGGGAAAGUAUGUACCUGGUGAAGAGAGGUGUGUGUGUGUGUGUGUGUGAGAGAGAGAGAGAGAGAGAGAGAGAGAGAGAGCAGAAGCUCAUAUUUCACUGUUUGAUGGGUUACAUCUGGGCUCUUGUUAUUCAAAAAGCAGAAUUGAAGGACUCAUGAUUCUGUAUGAAAACACUCAACUUUAAAAAAACUUUAAAAGAACUUAAAAUAUUUUCAAUCCUGCAUUUUCCUUUUUUAAAUUGUGCAAUGUGUGUAAUUAGUACAAUUGCACAAAUUAUGUUUUCAGUCUUCUUUAAAAAACAACAACACAUACUUUGAAACCAAGAAUGGCAUGAGUUUGCAUUUAUAUUGUGCAUAUUCUUUAUUUUUCACCACACACAAAAUCUGCCCCAUCAUUUUAGGUAUUAUCUGGUUGUGUUUUCCUAACAGUAAACAGAGAGUAUCUUUGGAGUAUCCUUACCUUAUUAAAUGGCAAACACACUGACAAUGCUUUUUAUCAUUUCCAUAAGAGCAAUUGGUACAGAAUUUAUGUUAGAAUUUUUGGUACACCAGAGAUUUGGAUCAAGUCAUGAGUCUCCUUCUCCUCUAGUUUUUUGGGUUGUAAUAGCCUUGACCAACUUUUUACCCUCCAAGGUACCAUGUUUUGGACUACAACGGGUGUGUGUGAGAUUGUAGUUGUAGUCUAAAACACCUGGAAGGUACCGCCUGCUGUUGAAAUGACAGUGGUAUGCAAUUGUACAGCAAGCAUUUUUUGAAGAUUCCUGUUUGACUCAUGCUAAGACAAGUGAUAGAAAUGGAAGACCAACUUUGAGCUUUGAGAUUACCAGAUAUUCAGCUCUUUUAGUAACCAAAGUCUAACUAAGGAAAAGACCAGUGCCGGGUGGUGGUGGUUAAAAAAAGGGGGGAUUAAAAUGGGAGAGCAAUCUAGAUGGAGGAUGAUCAUUCAUGAGUUCGGGUCAUGACCAGGAAUUAAUUUGAUAUGGCGGAAAACUGAAAGCUGAUGGAGGGAUUACAAAGAAAUGUGGCUAGCGAGCUAGUAGCAUUUCAGGUUGAUUCAGAAGGGGGGUGGAUAGGAAAAGUAAACAUAGCAAAUGCAUGAACGAAAGGUCUUUCCCUUUUUUUAAAUGGAGAAACAGCUAGUGUAGAUUUACCUGUACUUAAAGAAUAGAAAAAGUUCAGAAUUUUAAAAAAGUUUUAUUUCCUGUUUAGGGGGUUAGUAUUGACAGGUAGUCUUAAAAGACAUAACUCUGCCACAGGUUUUAGUGAAAUAUUUGAAAAUCCUGUGCCUUAGCUGAGCUGUCUGAUCCCAGAUGCACAGGUUGCAUUCAGUGGAGUUUAGGCUGUUUUCUUUUCAGUUUUAUUAUUAGCUUUUGCCUUUAUUUAUUGCUUCUCACAGCCAAAAGGAGACCCAAAGCGAUUUGCAAGUAAAGUAAAAUUCAAAAUUACGGAAUAAAAUAUUCAUGAAACAAUAUGUUGAAAAGCAGCUAUCCACUAUAUUCAGUCGUCCCCCCUCCGGAAAAACAACAACAUGAAAGAGGGUAUCUCUGUGAGAAAUGUAUAAUUCUGUGUACAUCUGCUCAAAACAAUUAAAUAACUCACAGCCAUUACAUGGCUAUAGAAAUGCUUUCAUCUUGUCCAUUCCCCCAACCCCCCAGCCCCCCCCAUGUGUUUAACUGCCAACAAUAUCAAUCAUCCCAUUAAAACUGUGAACCUAAUUAUUGCCAAUACAGUAACGUACGUGUGUGUGUGUGUGUGUGUGUGUGUGUGUGUGUUUUUCUUAAGAAUGAAGCGGGGGUGGGGUGAGGAAGAAAACAUUUUAAAAUAUCUACUUAGAAAACAGUGUUUGAAGGUUGAAAGCUAGCAGCUGCUGCAAUAAUUCACUGAUUCCCUCACCCUCCCAUUUUUAGCAUUUGCUUAUAUUUUUGUUUCUGGAAGGCCUUUGUUGAACAUCAAAUUGCUUUUGCUUACAUGUGUUUGCUAGUCUUUGAGAAAUGGUGGUUUCCUAGCAUUCUGAGACCACCAGGAAUUUUGACCACUCUGCAUCUUUAAUCAUGGUUUCAGCGUUGCCACUGAGUCCAAGAUUUCUGGGGCAGCAAUCAGCAAAGGGUUGUUACAGAUGUAAGUUCUGAUUUAGUAGCUCCAGUGAAAGGGAAAGACCUUUGUGUGGACAUUUUAAGUGUAUAGUUGUCCCAGUGUGCUUGGACUUGUAGAGUGUCUGACAGAGCUAUGGUCAUAGUUCCCCCCGUCACCCAAGAUAGUGAAAUUAUACUAAAGCUUUCCUACAUGUUAUCUUCCCUUUUAAGUGUAAUUGAAUCUGUUUUCUUUAAUGUCCCAUUGCAUGCCCAUUAAAUGACCAUGGUUGGGUGUGAAUAUUAUAUUGUAUGUAUUUGCAUAAAGCUGUUAAAUGCAAACUGGCUUUCUAGUGAAAUUAACAAAGCUUGUUUAUUACCAUGGAAGAAGAAAGGGAAUCCCCUAGUUCUGUUUACUCCCAACUCCUAGAAAGAAAAGACAUGUUCUCAAAGGUUUCCUUUCGAAUAGCGUUUCUCUAGCUUGGGUCUCCAGCAGUUUUGGACUACAACUCCCAUCAUCCCUAGCAAGCAGAACAAUUGGUCAGGGCUGAUGGGAGUUGUAGUCCAACAACAGUUAGAGACCCUAGUUUUAGAAGCACUGCCUUAGAACAAGGAUAGCCAACAUUCUUUUCUCUUCCUUAGCAAUUAAAUGAAAUAAUGGUGUGCCUUUAACCCAGCUGUGAAGAGUAUCAUGUUCUAAAUCUAAUUAAAGGAUCUUGAGUUUCUGUGAAAACCCUUCUGAUAGUGGACCUGUUGAGUCAUUAUUUUAGAAUCUGAACUUCCAAAUAUGUGCAGUUAUAUGUAUGGUGAAACAAAUAGCAAAUGUACCACCAGUGCUGCUUUGUAUCAUGUUGACUGAGGUAUAUAUUGCUGUUCUACUGCUAAGGAAGCUUUUACUGUGCUGGCUGAGACUGUUGGGAGUUGUAGACCCCAACAAAUGAAGGAAGAAGAGGAGUUUGGAUUUGAUAUCCCGCUUUAUCACUACCCUAAGGAGUCUCAAAGCGGCUAACAUUCUCCUUUCCCUUCCUCCCCCACAACAAACACUCUGUGAGGUGAGGGAGGCUGAGAGACUUCAGAGAAGUGUGACAGAGGAGCAGGGAAUCGAACCCAGUUCACCAGAUUACGAGACUACCACCCCUAACCACUACACCACACUUCAUGAAGGCUGUGCUAAAGUAUAGCUUUGCAUUAAAUUCAAGUGUUCCAUGCAUGUUUUGAAGGUCUGCACUGAAUAUUCCACUGAAAUGUUAGUUGAUUAACUUCUUCAUUUUGAGUCGGGAAAGCUAUUAUAAAAAAGAUGAGUGCAAUUAAUGACGAAAAGAGAAGGGGGAAAAUACAUUGAUACUGUAUCUUCUGUUUCAUUUUUCAGCGGAACCCCUGCCUCUCAUGGACCUGUGCCGAAGAUCAAUCCGCUUUGCUCUGGGCAGAGAACGCCUGCAUGAUAUAGAAACUCUACCUUUGCCUCAGUCUUUGAAAAAUUAUUUACAAUAUCAGUAAUACGAAUUCUAGACCUCUAAAUGGUAGAAAUUGUUUACAUCAGAAUAUAAAUCUUCGUGGUGGAUAUUUUGAGUGUUAUUUAAUUAUUAUUUUUAAACGUUUCUUUUUUUUUUUUUUAAUCAACCGUGGCAGAACAUUUUGGAGACUACUAAGGAAUGUGAAAACUCUUUGAGUUGGUUUAGAUCUUUCAGUGAAAUUAUUGUUGCCUACACUGUUAGCAGCCUUGUUACGCAGAAUCCAAAGCUUGCUUGUCUUCACAGGUCACAUCCAAAGAGAUGCUCUGUAUGUUGACUUAGGUCUGGCGCUGGCUAUGCAGCAGAUGAAGAUCUAAUCCCCAAAAGCAGCCCUAGAGCAAAGGGGGCUAGAAACUCCCUUUGUACAGAUUAAACGUGUGCUACCAAAAAACCCCCCAAUAACCUGUUUGGAGGUUUCUGAAAACCAGAAUAACAACGUCACAGAGAUUUAACUCGUAAGAUAUGCCAAGGAAUCACAUUUUCUGUAGACAUCUGUUUUGAUCCAAAGUAAGUUCCUUACACAUAGAGGUUGCCUCUUCUCAUUUGUGAAGGAAAGUGCUCUGGACUACACACUAGAUUCCCACAAACUCUGUAGAAGGGAGUUAGGAAUCUUUGUGCGCACGGAGCAUACGAGCUGCAUUGGAACUGCUAGAUUGUGGCCUUUACUUUUAGGUGCUCUGCCUUUUCAGAAAAACAUGCUCUUGGUACCCAACCCACCAUAUUUUAAAUUAUGUCAUAAAACAGCUGUGUCUUGGUUUUAAAGGUAGUUGAUCUUUUCUGAAGAAAAUCUGCUCAAUCUGAAAAUCAGUUAAGCUAGCACAUUUCAGCUGGUUUUCGUUCUGUUGCUUCAGUAGGGCGGAAUUUCCUCAAAUCGGUGUUUUCUAGCUUAACUUGGUUGCCGAUUGGGCUGACAAUUCAGUGUUUUCAACAGCAACCCCCUCCCUCGGCUUUCAAAAUAUGUCACUUUUUAAGUUGGGUUUUUAAAAAUCAUUUGUACUUCAUGAAUUCCAAAUACUGGGUUUUCUUUUAAUAUGUAUUUGACACAGUAUUUUGCAUAUCUGUUCAACGCUCUGUACAGAGUAUCCAAUUUUAAGUUGUCUCCCCAGAGGAUGGCUUUUUUGUCAUCUUCUCCACUGCUUGCAAUAUGUAUUCAUUUGUCAGGAUCAACUUAUUUUUUUAAAGACACUGCUUUCUUUUUUGCAUUUCCUACUUUGUUCAAAGUUCUCUGCCUGAUCAGUUAUCUAGUUUAUAACUGGAAGUUGUUGUAAAGGCAGGUUGGCGAAUGUUCAGACUGAGCUGCCUUCAGCAUAUUUUAAUGUGAAUUUACCGAAGAAUGAAGAAAAAAGUUUCUAAUAAAGUCUACUGUCCAAAUUGC